Molecule: messenger RNA, 74482 nt
Organism: Podarcis lilfordi (Lilford's wall lizard)
Lineage: Eukaryota; Metazoa; Chordata; Lepidosauria; Squamata; Lacertidae
Source: the annotation of a GenBank genome assembly
CAGUCGGCGUCCGCGGGCAGCUGUGCGCCAGCCCGGGCAGGGGUCUCGCUUCUCUGCGCCGAGCCUCGGCGGCGGCAGCAACAUCAACAGAGAGCCGCCCGCUGCGCUCGAGCUGGGAGGCGUCCCCAGGGCCCGGCUGCGCUCGCGGGGGCGGGAGGCUGGCGGCGGGGAUGCUCCUCCUCGUGCAGGAGCUCAGCACCAGCAGCGGCCGGGCGGGAAGCCGCAGCAGUCUCGCUUGGGACCCGCGCCCAGGCGGCACGAAGAGGGAGAAGCGAGGACUUGACCCGGAGGGUAAGCUCGCCUCCUGAGCGUCGGUUUCCCGCCAAGGAGCUGCUGCCGCGGCCGGUCAGUGUCCGGCUGGCCCCUUUAGCAGCUUCGACGGGGGGGGGAGCGCCCGCGGGGGAGGCAGCUGCGCCACCCCCUUCGGUUUCUCCUUCCCCCGGGGUCGAGUAAGAGGGAGAGACCUGGCCUCCCCCCCCCCUCGCGCUUCCAUGGUAGAGUCCGCGUGCUUCGAAGGCGAGCGCGGAAAAGGCUGGUUGCGCCAACCCCGCGCGGAGCGAAGAGGCGGGAGGAGCCGAGAAGAAGUCGGUGGACUUCUCUCCCAGGCUCCGAAAAAAGCGGAGUUUUACUUCAGGCGUUUGCGGUUCGCUUUUUGAGACGGGAGGGAGAGAGAUGCUCUUAGGAUUCUGGCAAGUGCUGGGAUUUUGAGGGUGGUUUUAUUUAUUUGUUUAGAAACGAGCGAAGGACGGGUCUCGAAGAAAGGCGCUCGUGUUGUUUCCCAGAAAUAAUUUCGCCUCAGGUUAGUGUUCCCGGGAGUUCGUGCCGGGUUCACCUGCUCGAGACUUGGGCAGCUGCGCGUCUGCUGCCAGUCUAUCUGCGGGGCAAUUUCGGUCCGGGUUGUGCUGGGUGGAUGGAAGCGGCGGGGGAGAGAAAGCCUUGCAGGCAGAAAGUCCCAGGUGCAAUCGAUUCCUGUCCCCCCCCCCUCCAGGUGUGGCUGGGGGUUGGGGAAGACUCAUGCCUGCAACUCUGAAGAGCUGGUGCUAGUUAGAGUAGGAUAAUACUGAAUAAGGCAGCUUUCCUAUAUUGGAGUAUGUGUGUGGAGCAGGUGAUCCUUCCCUUUUGUCUAAUUGAGCUGUUUUCUUUUUUAAAAAAUAAGCAUUUAUUAUUAUUAAAAAUAUUUUAUACUAGCAAUUACAUUAAAGCAAAAUGCAAUGUAACAUACAGUAUGCAGAGAAAUAGGGUUGCAUUUGUUAAAUUGUCUACUGAAAAUCCUAGACAAAACUCAAGAGACAAGUUAUAUACAGUACCAGUUUUCAGGUUCAUGAAAAGGCUCUUAGUAUAUAUGACCUUGAAGGAGUCUACAAAUAAGGUUUGGGAUGGUAACCAAGGGUUAGUUUCCACUAAGCCAGCUGCGAUGUCCAGUCCACACCAUGGCAGUGCAAGAACAUCAGUUGAAUUUACCAAUGUAAGUAUUGUCUGAUGAAGAGGAGUCAUAUAACUCAGGAUUUAUGUAGGCUCUUUAAAAAAAAAAUCUGAGAUUAAUUCUGCAAGUUUUAACAGGGUUUCCAUAUUUUUAUGGCUGCCUCAUCAACUCAGGAUAUUAAACAUUGCUGUUUUGUGAUACAACCACAAAAUGUGGGAGAAGUUCAAAAUUUAGCCAGUAAGGUUUUUGGUUCAAGAAAAUAGAUUACAAAAAUUAAGAGAAUGACAAGUUUUUCAAGGUGCCACAGGAUAACCCCCAGAAAAAAAUGGCUAUUCUCCCUUAAUUUGUAUAAUACAGUGGUACCUCAGGUUUCAGACGCUUCAGGUUACAGACUCCGCUAACCCAGAAAUAGUACUUCGGGUUAACAACUUUGCUUCGGGGUGAGAACAGCAGCAGGAGGCCCCAUUAGCUAAAGUGGUACCUCAGGUUAAGAACAGUUUCGGGUUAAGAAUGGACCUCCAGAACGAAUUAAGUUCUUAACCCGAGGUACCACUGUAACUGUUUAUAGGCCAGGAACCAAAACAGUAUUUCAGGUGUGCCUAGGGUUCUUGGUAUGUCUUGUACAAUUUUAGCUUUCACUGUUACUCCCCACCCCCCCAUAUCAUAUCCAAAUUUGUGGAACUCUCCUCUAGUUCAAAAGAGAUUUGCUGCACAGCACCGGCGUGUGUGGAAGGGAGGGAUCAUGUCCAAACCUUUCUUGGCUCUUGUACCUAUUCAUGUGGUGGUUGUUAGAUCUAUGAUAGAACUAUUUAGUUCAGCUGUUCCUGUGGCAGAGUCAUUAGGAAAGCACCAUGUAAUUUCACUUGCAGAUCAAGGUAGUGAUUUGAACAGGGAUUUGGGAGGAACAAUUAAACUGAGUACGCAUUACUGCCUACUUGUCCACUCUCAUGUGCUCCCACCGCUGGUGUAUGAAGCUGAGUACACAUUAUUUUAGACACAAUCCAUCUGUAUCCCUUAGCUUUUUGAGAAAGGCUCUUUUGAUGUGCUUCCCCUCAAACCAGUGGAAGCUGUAGUUAAACUGAUGUGUGUACAUUUCAGGCUGACAUUGACCCAUGCACAAAUAAACUAGAAUUCACCGUGGAGAAACAAAUUGGACAUGGUAUGAAGAUACCCCUGUCUCCUCUAUGGUGUGUACAGCAGUGUUUAAAAAGCAACUUGAAACCCGGUGGGGGACCUCACUGAGUUUCAAGUCAUAGACUUAGUUGAAAGGAAAUUACAGUAACAGUCAAAUUCUGUGCAUCCUGACUAGGAAGUGUCCCUCUAUAAUCAGUGGGGCUUACUGCUAUGUCAGUGUUACAGCCUAAACUGCAACCUAAAUUGCAGUGUUGCAGACAGAAUUGCAGCCUAAAGCAUAUUAUUUCUGUGGGUUCAAAAACUGACAUGUAUUCCUGUGAGUAACUUGCUCAGUUUUUCCCCCUCAUUGUAGAGUAGGUGGGGUUCUAACUGAAUGGAUAUUGGUUUUUGGUGUUGGCUUUUUGUGGUCUUCUGUUGUGAAACAGUGUUAAGUUCUCAUUACCUUACCUACUUUAAUUCCUGAUUUCAUGCAGAUGAAGAUCCAAGGUUAGAUUUGGGCCCUGUAUUUGCAAGCCUGGAUGAGCUAUCGCUGGCAGAGGAAGAGGAGUGCGGGGGGAGUGCACUGCCCCCAGUAGUGUGAUCCUGGUGGGGUUCCAUUGCAGCUACUUCCCCCACCCACACUGGGUGCCAUGCCCCCACAGGCGGUGUGCCAUGCCCCCAGGAUGCACGCAUGCCCCUGUGGGCAGCGCACCAUGCUCCCACCUGCUCUCCCCCCCCCCCCAGUGCCAGAGCAUGAAGCUUCACCACUGUGAGCUAUCAUUUGGAGUGACAAUAGUGAGGAAACAUAUUGGCUGUAAUUGGGAGUCAAGGCUUUUCCCUAUGGCUAGACACUUAAGCUUCAGUUAGACAAAGUAUUUAGAUCCUGAAUAAGCGUGUUCCAUCAGAAGUAGCAAUAAUGUACCUUUCAGGCAUAUACCCUCUGCUUUUGUCUAGCAAAAUGCCCACCAUUAUAAUGGCUGGAAUGUAUGAGAGAGUAGAGGGAAGUCUUCUACUGUAACACAAAAAGGGAGCAGGAAAAUAUUGCAGUGUCCUCUGUAGGCUGAGGUGGAGUUUGUUCAGUGCACCUUUGUUGUAUCCCCUCUUCAGAAUUUCUGUUAAUGAGUGACACACAUGCUAUAACUUCAUUUGCAUGUAGCACUCAGCCAAAUCGUGGCUUAAUACCAAGGACCAAAUGUGCAAAUAUCCUGUUGAGGAUAUUGUGGCCACCUAGCUCCUUCUGUGGCUAUUUUGCUACUGUGCUGGACUAAGCCAUGGUUUGAUUUAGCCUGUUAUCUGAACCUGGACCUGUGGUCUAAUUCUCAGGCAAACCACCUUGGUUAGCUCACAAGCCCAGGUUCAAGCAACACACUGACUCGUGACUUACCACAGUAGAGCAGCAGAAUGACUGCAGGAGGAGCAAAGUGGCUGUGAGCUAUCUGGGAACCUGCACAUUCGCUAAUUUGUGCUAAGUUAUAGUUUGCCUUAGUAUGACAUGUGAACCUGUGUCAGCAGUAGAAAUCAGGGUUUGCUCUCAUAGCAGUGGUCUGAAGGGCAACACCUUUUAUUUCCCUAUUGGGAUGAAUAACAAGCACUUGUUUACAUGGGAGAGAUAAAGGACUGCACUUGGGAUUACCAUUCAGAUGGCUGCUCAGCCUGACCCGUGCCUCUAAUCUCAGACAUCAAGAUUCAGACCUGCUACUUCAGCAUAGCUCCUCUUAGUUCUGUUUCUUGAGGCGCUUCUAGAAUGUCACUGUUCUGAGGUGGGAUUCAGUCACAUACUGGCAAAUUCAGGUUGCACAAUUAUAGUUGUUUGGGAAGUCUUGAGCAGAAAACUCAUGUCACUCAGAGGACUUUUUAUGAUAAAGUGAGGUGAAAGUGUACUGGAAAGUGAGAGAAAUAACACCUGUUUUGACAUAACACCAUCUGACCUCCCCACAAACAAAUCAGAACAAGCUCUCUUUAAACUGCUGUUGUCUAACCUCCCUAACAAAUCAAGAUGAAUAAACAGGUUUUCUGGAAGCACCCUUGAUUUUACUAAAAUGUUAUCUAUGUGUAAUAUAGUUUUAGACAGAAAACAUCUCGUCUCCUAUUCGUUAGCAUUCUUAAACUAAUCCCAGACAGAUCAUUCUUCUGACUGGGAUUAGUUUAAGAAUGUUAACCCUUCAUGCCUGGCUGCUUCCAGACUACUUUGGAUUCAGUAUAUGUAGCCAAAAUGUAUCCAUUUAUAGUACCUGCAUAAUAAAGAGCAUUCUUUACCCUUUCAGUACAUUGCUGCAAUAUGGAAUAAAAAUGCAACUUUUGCAAUAAAUUGUACAUCGGGAGUUGGCAAGUGUUUCCUGAAAUUGCUUAAGCAAGUUUUUAAACUCAUGGUUUUGGAAGAAGGCAGGAAGAAGGUAGAUAACUGAAAAGUAGUUUAUUUACAAAGCAUGUCUUAAAAAAUAUAUCUGCAGCAAUGUCCAUUCCUGCUUGAAAUGUCUUGAACAGAGGAGUCAGAGAACUGCAGUCCACAGAGUGAUGUAAGCAAGAGAGUAUGAGUCAUGGUGUCUGAAAAGGAAGCCGAUAAACCUCUUCAUCGGUGGACACUGAACAAAUUCAAAGCUUGUAUAAGCAAGGCGGAGGUCUGAUUAAGUUUCACUUGAUGACGACAGAUCUGACUCUGGUCUUCAGCACACAGUAUAUCUAGGAUGACAUUCACAAAGUUUACUAAGGAAUUAAACUUGUAGUGCAAAAGAAAGGAAGAGAGCAAAGGAAAAGAGCUGCAACCUAAACCCAUAUUGGAUUUUACAGCAGUUAUGGGGGGGAAAUGCAGAACGUUACAAAUAUUUUUCUAGUAGAGUUCAAGAGUCAGAAGCUUUUUGAAAAAAGGAUGAUAAUCAAGUAAGGAAUUCAGGAGUAUACGGGCUGGUUUCUAGUCUAGAUGGAUUCUACAUUUUUUUUUUUAAUUUAAUUUUUAUUAGUUUCAAAUUCAUUAUGCAACACCAAACAUUAAAGCAACAAAAAAGACAAACAAAACACAAGAAAACAACAAAAAAGAAGAAAAACAUUACAUAACAUAAAACACCAACAAGUUAAACUUACAAUAACUAAAUAACUAAAUCACACAACAAUAGUUGACUUCCCCUCAACUCGGUUUUGGAAUAUGUUACAAAAGGUUUCCUAUCUGCAGUUUCGUUUUCUUAAAACUCUUUGCGUCGCAAGCGUUAUAUCGAGCCUACUGUGAUUUUUAGAUUUUUUACAUCUGUUUCAAUAUAUGUCAUAAAUUUAUUCCAUUCAUUAUUAAACUUUGUACCUUUUUGGUUUCUUAUUUUCUGUGUCAUUUUUGCCAAUUCUAUAUAGUCAAAUAAUUUUGAUUGCCACUCAUUUAUAGUUGGGAUUUUUGAUGUCUUCCAGUUUUGUGCUAUUAGUGUUCUAGCAGCCACUGUUGCAUAUUGGAAAAAUGUUUGGUCUUCCUUUUUAAUUUCUUCUCCAAUUAUCCCCAGAAGGAAGGCCUUGGGUUUUUUUGUGAAGGUAUAUUUAAAUAUUUUUUUUAAUUCAUUGUAAAUAGAUUCCCAAAACUUUCUAAUUACUUCACAAGACCACCACAUGUGGUAAAAAUUGCCUUCUUUAAUCUUGCAUUUCCAGCAUAAUUUGUCUCCGGUUUUAUACAUUUUUUCUAAUUUUACCGGCGUGAUGUACCACCUGUACAUCAUUUUAUUCAUGUUCUCUCUAAGUGUUGUACAUGCCGAAAAUUUCAUACCUUUAUUCCAAAGUUUCUUCCACUUAUCAAACUCUAUGUUGUAUCCAAAGUCUAUCGCCCAUUUCACCAUUACUUCUUUUAUUUCUUCAUCUUUAGUGUCCCAUUCAAGCAACUGGCUGUACAUUUUUGAUAGGAGUUUUGAUUUGUUUUCUAAUAUUUCUACCUGGAAUCUGGAUUUUUUUUCGUUCAUCCCAUUCUUUUUAUCUUCAGUCCACAUAGCAUUGAUUUGAUGAAAUUGGAUCCAGCCUGUCAAUUUAUUUUUUAUCUCCUCAUAUGGCCUAAUCUUCCAUCCAUUUUCUGUUUUUACUAGCAAAUCUUCAUAAGUCCAUCUUUCUCCUUCAGUAUUUAUUUUUUUUAUUGUUAAGAUGUCGAUAGGUGAUAACCACCAAGGGGUAUUUCUUUCCAAUAAUUUUUUGUUUCUCUCCCAUACUUCCAGCAGUGGCCCUCUAAUAAUAUGAUUAGAGAAUCCUUUGUGGACCUUUUCCUUAUUGCGCCAUAAAUAAGCGUGCCAACCAAAUCUUAUGUUGAAGCCUUCUAAAUCUAAUAGAUCUGUGUUUUUGAUAACAAUCCAGUCUUUAACCCAGCAAAGGCACGAGGCUUCAUAAUACAACUUCAAAUUUGGAACCGCAAAUCCUCCCCUAUCUCUUUGAUCUGUGAGUAAUUUGAAUCUAAUUCUUGGCCUUUUCCCUUGCCAAAUAAAUUUCGAGAGUACUUUCUGCCAAUCUUUAAAUACUGAGGUUCCCCUGAUUAUCGGUAUAUUUUGAAAUAAGAACAGCAACUUCGGUAAUAAACUCAUCUUAAUUGCCGCCAUUCUUCCUGACCAAGAGAGUUUUAUUCUAUUCCAGGUAUCCAGGUCCUUCCUUAUUUCUUUCCAUGUGUUUGUGUAGUUGUCUUCCAUUAAAUUUAUAUUCUUCAUCGUUAGCCAAAUUCCGAGGUAUUUUACUUUUUUAGUUACUUUGAUCCCGGUCUGUAUUUCAAGAUGGUUUUUUACCUCUUCUAUCAUAUUUUUAGUCAUCAUUUUAGUUUUUGUUCUAUUUAGUUUAAAGCCGGAUAACUUUCCGUAUUCUUCUAGCAAAUCUAACACUUUACCGACGCUUUUUGGGGGGUUUUCCAGCGACAACAUAAGAUCAUCGGCAUAUGCUUUCAAUUUGUAGUCUUUCACUCCAAUUUUUAUUCUGCGUAUCUCUGAAGUUUUCCUUAUCUUAUUUGUAAUUAUUUCUAACACCAUAAUAAACAAAAGAGGUGUCUUGUACCCUUCGAAAUUUCUAAGGAUUCUGUUAAGUUAUUAUUAAUAAUUAGUUUAGCACUUUGUUGUGAAUAAAUUGCUUUUAUUCGUUCCAGGAAUGUGCCCUCUAUCCCUGCUAUUUCUAAACAUUUUAUUAGAAAAUGCCAGGAUACAUUGUCAAAAGCCUUUUCGGCGUCAAUGAAUAUUAAUACCGCGGGGAUCUCAUUCUUGCAUUCUAAGUAUUCAAUAAGAUUUAUUUUAUGUUGUCUUUUAUUUGCCUGUUAGGUAAGAAACCGGCUUGAUCAUUAUGAAUGAAUUUGACUAAGCACUUUUUAAGUCGACUCGCCAUUACAUAGAUGGAUUCUACAUUCUGCUGUGGGUGAGGGUGAGUGUGGUUACUCAAUAUGCACUUGAAAACCCUCCCCUUAAUUAGGUUGUCCACUCCUCUUCGUCCCUGCAGGUGUCCCAGGUGGUGAUUGUGAUCUUGAUAUACACCACUCACAAUGUCAUUGGACAGGUGUGGUGUCCAUCCCACCACCCAUUGUUAGGUAACACAAAAUCAAUCUGCUAUGAGCUCUUGUUUUUGGAAUGAAACUUCCGGGGUGGCGCCAUCGGCAAUGGCGGACUCCCUCUGAACUGGAGGGACUAGCUCCGCGUGAAACGGGUCUUCUCCGCUAUGGCGAAGCGGGGACCCCUUUAAAAAUCACAGGCGGAUGAAGCCUGUGACCGUGGGACUCAGCGGGCACCUUUAGCGCCCCCCCCAACUCGCAAAGGAACCCACUAACGGGCUCCGAAGUGAAGAGGGGGAAGUGGCGCGGUGCUGUGAGUCAACUGCUAUUUCCGUGGAGCUAAGCCGCAUAGCCGUUGCCGGAGAGCACUGCCUUUUUCCUGGGACAAUUUGGACUCUAAAAUAAGCACCCGUGAGUACUUAAACUUUGAGCAACUGGACCUUAAAUAAGGACUUGCAAGCAGAAAGGAAUUGGAUUUAAAAAUUUGUUUCAAUUUGGUACUGAACGGGAAGGUCUAAACAGGAAGUCAGCCUUCCGUUCUUUUGUAGACAGAAUAAAGCAAAGACAACGUAAACUAGAGCUCAGAAAAUCGCCUUUAAAGGAUUGGAUUUCACCAUUUAAAAUUGUGGAACCCCCCUUCGAUAGCAGGAGAAGAAGGGGGAUCUUUUUUCGGACUGUUUAAAGUGAGUUUAAAGUAAAGUAACUUUCCACCGUCCUGAUCCUGGAGCGGGGUGUCAGGACUGACGUUUGAAGCUCAUUGACCAGAGACAAACGUUUUUGACAGAUAGCUAAAAGAAGAGAAACAUAGUGAUUCCACUGUUUCGCUUCGCAUUUUAAAGGAACAAAUAUUGACAAAAUAUCUUAAAAAGGAAAACUUUGUUGCAAGAACAAAUAGAAGCUUUCCCCCUAGAGGGAGAUUGUGAAACUGUAACCAAUUCCAGGGAGCUGGCAGCUGUUACAGAUUACAAUCGUGGGAAUAGACAUUUGACCUUGCAGGACAAUGUAUUCAGAAGCUCUGUUGUGUGCUUUCUAUAAAACAAAUGCCCUACUGGAACAGUUACAUGAGAAGAUGAAUUUGAUGGCGACUUCGACUAGAAAUUUUGAACAGGCAGUGGGAAAUUUUGAACAGACAGUGGGAAAAUAUGUGGAGCCCACCCAGGAAUUAAAUCAGGAGCGUGUCCUGACAGAACAGGCCCAACAGGAAUAUGAGCUUUCGGACUUGACAAAUGAACUUGGAAAAGCCAGAUUUGGAAAGAAAAAGUUUGGUUUGGCUUGGAAAUGGGGGGCUGGAUUGACCCCCCUAUGCUGGGAUGUUUGGACUUUUCAAAUCUGGCAAUGGGCCGUGAGAUGUUUGGGAUUGUGGGGGCUCUUAAUUUUGGAGGGUUUUUGAAACAUGUUUUUAAAUACCACAUGGAAUUUAGUGUUGAAUAUGGAAAAGGGGCUGAUUUGUUGAGAAGGGUCAAAAAUAUUGCCAAGCUGGAGUUACCACAAGUAGGAGACAAGGGAAAAUACAGUUACAAAUAUGAAGAAGAGCUGCGGAAGGGACAUGGAAGAGACUUGAGGGCCUCAGAUAUAAGGUUGCCAGGUUAAUGCGCUAGAUCGAUGGGAUAAUAAGGACUGACAAAACCCGGGACCAGGAGGAAGGGACGCUGGAUGAAGAUUGGAUCUGUUUGUAUUUCUUUUUUUUACUAUUAGGACUGUUUUAUAAAAUUGAUGAAUGUUAGAAAAAUGUUGGAAUGAAAUUACUUGGCUCUAGCAAAAAUGUUUAAAGAAUUAGGCAAGAAUAUUAUGGUUAUGAGAAGUGGGUAAAAAUAAGAUUUAAGUUUUAAGGUUUUUUAUAAGAUAAGAUGAAAAUAGAAUGAAAUUACUUGGCUCUAGCAAAAAUGUUUAAAGAAUUAUGAAAGAAUAUUAUGGUUAUGAGAAGUUGGUAAGGAUAAGAUUUAAGCUUUAAGUUUCAAGGUUUUUUUUUUAUAGAAAGAUAAAAUUAAAACAGUUUAAGGUAGUGUAAUGACAGAAUAUUAUGAAAUAUGGAAAGGAUUUGCUGGGAUAAUUAAUAACUAGGAUACAAAGAAAGGGAGGAGGAGGAGGUCAAAGAAAGAAGGUAAUGACAGUUGAGGAUUUGAGAAUAAUGAAUUUGUUUUUAAAUGUUUGUGGUGUAUUUUUGUUUUUUUGUUUUGUUUUUUUUCUUAUUUUGAAUUUGUAUUCGUAUUGUUGGAAGUGGUUUGUUUUUCCCUUUUUCUACUUUGUUAACCAUUUUUAUUUUGUAUUUUCCUCUUUUUCUAUUUUUAUUUUGUAACAUUUUGAAAAUUUCAAUAAAUAUCUUUAAAAAAAAAAAUGAAACCAGUUUCUGAGGAAGUGCUUUCAGCAAUAGAAACAUGCAAUAGAAAACAAUUAAUUUCCGACGAUUCUAGGCUAAAAUGUUGUGUGUAUGUACGUCAUACAUUUAAAACAUAUUUCCCCCAAAGUGGCAGUGGAACUGUAGUUUACUACCACUUAUAGAGCAACAAUCCCUACCAGCCUUAACAAACUACAGUUUCAAGGUUUCUUUUGAGGGAGGGACAAUGGCUUUAAAUGUAUGGUGUGUACACAGCCUCACAAGGGUGGAGAACAGAAAGGUAAAUAGGGAAAUGCUCACUUUCAGUUACAUUUCUUCUAAUACAUAUUGCUCCUCAGUAGUCUUAGCUUUCAUGAGAAUUCUGUGGAAAGAGCUGGGAGAGCUGCAAUUUAGGGAGUGAUGUCAGCAGAGAGCGUGAGUCAUCAGUUUUGAUUUAGGAGGAAGGUUACAUUUAUCGGAACUUAAGAAGAUGCCUAAUGCAGAGUCAGGCCACUGAUAAUAGAAUCAUAGAUUUGCAGAGUUGGAAGGGACCACAAGGCUCAUCUAGUCCAUCUCCCUGCAAUGCAGGAAUCGUUUUGCUAAAUGUGGGGCUUGAACCCACAACCUUGAGAUUGUACACUGGGCAGCAGUGGUUCUUCAGGAUUGCAGGAAUCGGGUAUUUUCAGCCCUACCUGGAGUUGCUGAGGAUUGAACCUGGGACUUAAUGCAUGCAAAGCAGAUGCUCUCCUAUUGAGCUUCUCAUUGUUGGUUUCUGGAGAAAUUGAGAGCUGGUGCAAGCAAGGUGCUGUUAUCACAGUACUGAGCUUCACUUAACGAUGGUAGACUUGACCUGAUUGUGGCUCUUCUAGUAGUUUUCUUUUUCACAUCGCACAUUAUAGUUUGUAAAGUGAAAAUGCAAAGAACAGGUGCAGUCAGGAUCAUUUGGACCUUUGGGAAUGCGCUCUCUCUCUCUCUCUGUGAAUACAUAUAUGGGAAUGGAUGAGUUUAACCUUCUUACCACCUGACAUUUCUCUGCUUCAACUCACCUCAAGCUGCUGUGGAACUCUUGCACUCAGUAGUGUUCAACAUAUACUUAAUAUCAGUUACUGAAAUCGGUGCUGAGAUGGUUCCUGUCCUUAGGUUUACAAUCUAAAAGGGCAUGACACAUGAGAAAAAUACGAAUGGGAAGGAGGAGGGAAAAUUUUUAAAUUACAGUUGUUGUUGUUGUUAUAAUACAGUUAUAUAGUUCUGUCUAUGCAGAUUCUGGAUGUCUUAGAGGGCAUCAACUUCCCACUGAUGUCACUAGUGGUUCUGACUGCCUUGCCCUUGAUGGAGAGCAGUUCCUCUCCAGAAGCAUUUUUUCGCCCCACCCCAAUCAGAUCUGGCAGGAGAGUGGCAACAAUGUCCAAGCCAGAAGGACAGGGCUGCUCCUGCCACACACAGUUCUUUCCUCAGACAAAAUUUGUGACCAAGUCCAAAAUUACAGCUCUGUAGAAGAUCUUUAGUUUUUAACCAAUAUGGGAUUGGCUUUUCAGGAUCUGGGACAUCAUUCUCAUGGAUGAAAUUUAUGUGGGAAGUUCAAAGCUUCACAGAUAGUAUGUCCUCUGAAGUUUAUUUCAAGCAUUGGUUUCUCGUUCAUAAUUGGUUUCUGCUAUUUAUUUGGAAUAGCAUUCUGGUGUUGCUAAGAAACUAAUUUACUCAUAAAUAUUCAUUUGUGACAAAGUAUUCGGGCAAAUUACCAGACAUUUGGUAAUUUUUUUAUUGGAAAAUACCCAUUUCCUAGGAGAAUCCUGGGCAUAGUCUCAUGGUUGGUGAUCAGAGCUGGGCACAGUAACUUUAUCUGUUAAAUUGCCUUAUCUGAUAGUGGGCCUUUUCUAUACAUGGAUAGUUUUAACACUGCCAGUUCACUGAAUGCCUCUAAUUUAGGAACUGACCAGAAUGGUGACAAAUGCAGCAAUUAUUAAUUUUGGGAGGAGGCAGAUUAGAAUAGAUUGGCCAUAGCAUCUAGUCAUGCCCUGAAGCACUAUGCCAGAGGACUGAUUUCAGCAAACGUUUCAUGGUCAGAUUAUUAUACUGUGUGUGAAAAGCAUAGAGGCUCUGUUAGAAAAGGGAGAGCUUAUAUAGACCUGCUGGGUAUAACGUUUUACAGAAUUGGGUUUUGUACAUAUAUCUAUUACUAGCCCAUGUUUAAAAGGGAAUAAACUACCAACAAUAGCAUGUUUGAGGACUCUGAUUUUGAUGAGUAUUAGAAGACUUAUUAAACUACAGAUCAAAUACCCGGAAACGUCAGCUGGAAGAUCGUUCUAUUUGAAAAGUUGUCCAUCUGUCAUCCAGAUUUUUGUGCAGUUUUACCACUAGCACUUGCAGUGUGACAGAACUCUUCAUUCUGACACAAUUCAGUAAGCUGGAGACAAGCCUCAUUAUUACUCUUUAAAAAUAAUAAACUUAUUGAGACCUGGCAAUUCGCCAGUGAGGAGCAGCGGUUCCGAAAAAGCAUUACUGAGGGAAGAGAGCUUGACUUUUCUACAGCUCAUUGGCUAGUCUGGAGAACUUAGCCAUGAGCCUGGGUUGGGCCCAUGUGCUAAGUCAAAACCUGGCCUGGCUUGGCAAAGUAUAGCAGCAAAAGGACUGGAGAGCCGCAAAUUGGCAUGUGAAGUCCAGGUUAUUAUCUCUUGAAAACUCCAUACUGAAAUUAGAUGCAAUAUUAGAUUCUUGAUCCUAAAACUACUGUUCCUUUCUAAGUAAAAAGAGAUUCGGAAACUCUUCUUUAUAUUAGCAAAUGGUAACAGGGUCCCUGUCUUAUGAUAAGCCCCAAUCUUCUGAAAAUUUGUGAUAAUUUCUUGGCAGGGUAGGGUAGGGUAGGGUAGGUGUUGCUCAGCCCUUUCCCACAGUGGGCAAGAUGUUCUCUGCAGUCCCUGCAGGGACUUAGUUCUGGUGCCAAAUGUUUACUUUGUUAUAUGAGAUUUCUUCCUAAUUUGAACUCAAGAUGCCUCCGUAAAUAUGACCUCUACGUGAGGCAAACAGUGCAGAUCUGUUCAGCUUUGCAAGUUCCUCUUGGUUGGCGCAGAAUUGGAAUCUUGUAAAGCUGUUAGACAAGUAUAUAUAACUAACUAACUAACUAACUAACUAACUAACAGCCGACUCAAUACAUUUUGCUGCCUAAGGACAAGAUGGCAUCUCCCAUUCCAUAUAAAGCAACUGACUGAACUGGCAUUGCAUCUUACUCAAUACUAGGUUCUUGCUGUUUUUAAACAGAUCUUCCAACUGCACAAAUUCCCAUCAGAUACUCCACACUAAAAUAAAAAAGUGGACUGAACACAAAGCCUUAUUUGCUCCUUGCACCCUGUUUUAGUGGGCGCUUCAUAUCUACUAUACAGUGACAAUUCAUUUAUGAAUCUUCCUUAGUUCCGUAACAACAGGCACAAAAAGCCCCAAGGGUACUUUAAAGGUACUUACAAAAAUGAGACAAAGCAGUACCCACCUGAAGGUGAAGGUGAAGAAGAGGAGGUUCCAGCCAUUUUAUUUUAAGCAUGAAAACAGAGAACAUUCUACACACACACACACACACACACACACACACAUACACAAACACAUUUUCCCCCAACUCUAUGUUUUGUGUCUACCUGCGCACGCACACCCACCCACCCAUCCCCCUACACCCCUUCUUCAACACUGGUGACAGGAUAGUGCCCUCUACCACACCUGAAUUUAGGGGGUCUAGGACAGACAGCAGAGCAUACAUGGGCCUGUUAUCUAGCAAGAACAGAUACACCUUAGGAGAGUGAGUGAGGGAGAGUUGCAGCUCCUGCCCUCCAACACCUGUUGCCUGAUGUAGUUUCUAUACUUUGCCUAACAGUAGAGAAUAACAUGUUUUUGUAUUGUGUUGUGGUGUUCUUUUUUUCUUAUUUUUUGCGUGUGUUUGAAUUGUCGGAAAAGUAAUAAAUAUUAUUUUUUUUUUAAAAAAAGAGAAUAACAUUUUCCAGGCAAUGUACAGUAAUGGUGUAUAGUAGGAUGUGUUGAUAAAGUUCUAUUGAUUGUAAUGAAACCAGAUGGUAUCUGUAAGUGGAAUUAUCCUUUCUACCACCAUUUAUUUAACAUUUCUUUGUCAUAGAAAAUUAGUGCAACAAAAUUAUUUGCAUCACAGUGUGGUUCACUGCUAAGGCCCUGUUUGCAUCUUUUGAGUAGGUUAUUUCAGAGCUAUAACAUGUCUGAAAUUGCAAAGCAUAGCCCAAAUGUAGCCCUUGUACUUCGCCCUUUGAAGUUCAGGUUUUCUCAUCUAAAGGAGUGCAGCUGAUUUUUGUCAUGUUUCCUAAACCUGAUUUCUGCCAUUUGGUAUUGAAAAGGAAAUUGAACAGAUGUGUAGCUUAAUUUCUUCUUAUUAAUAGCCUAAUCUCAAAAAUUGAAACAAUUUAUAUAAAAAGCUUUUUCUAAAGGCCGUAUUGAGCAUGUAGACUGUGCUACUGAAUAAUUUAAAUCUUAUAAAUACUGUGCAAGGACUUGAUUCAUUAACAUUAGCCUGACAUGCUUAAAGGCCAAUAAUUCUAGAAAGAUAACUUGUUGCUCUUCUUUGCCUGGUAUUAAUCACCCAGACAUUAAUAAGUGGACACAGGAACAGGCAGCAAGUGUGCAUUCGUUUUCAUCCCAAGAUUUGUUUCUGGCACUUCUUCUUUUUAAUUCCUCAAAGAAAAUGCUGUCAGCUUACCAAGAGUGGGUUGUUGAAAGGGAAGUUCCAGCUUCAUAGAGCUGUAGGGAAGAGAAACGGAACUAUUUAAAUAUUUCACAGAGGCCACAGAAGAGCCUUUAGAAACAAUUGUUUUCACGGGGAAUUGGAACAAGGGAACAUUUAUUUAUGAGAAUUGUGUAAACCUGGGAUUCUUUUUCUCUAACCUUUUAAAAUGCUCUGUUCUGCAGGUGCCUAUCAGAUGCCAUUAAUGUUUUUGAUAGCCACCUGUGGUGAUAAGGAUUAACAUUUCUGGAUUGCCAGAUUGAAAUGUUUUAAAUACUGUCAUUUAGUAUUUUGAUAGUAGAUUUCUCGUUGACGAUAAUGACCUUUUCCCAUUUCCUUUAUUUCAUUGCUCAUCAAAAAUAAGUUAAAGUGGCAUGCAUAUAUAUGCAUGCAGUGGUCUUUUCCAUGUGAAGUAAAAUAAGUUUAAAUUUAGAAAACAGUAUUGCUUCCAUAGCUGUUAAGAGAGGGAAGUCUCAUUACAUCUGAAGGCAGCCCUGUUCAGGGAAGUUUUUAAUAUGUGACAUUUUAGUGUAUUUUUCAUCUUUGUUGGAAGCCGCCCAGAGUGGCUGGGGAAACCCAGCCAGAUGGGCGGGGUACAAAUAAUAGAUGAUUAUGAUUAUGAUUAUGAUUAUGAUUAUUAUUAUUAUUAUUAUUAUUACAGAUUGUUUAGUAGGCUGUUGACUGUUUUCAUAAUACUAAAUUUAUGUUUUGGGAUGUUCUGAUUUGGUUUAUUGAAGAUUUUAUGUUUUGUUUAAAUUGCGUAGACAUGUUUUAAAAUAAGAGUUUUGAAAUGAUAAAUAGUUUUUUCAAAAAUAUUGGUGAUGGUUUUUGAUGUUGUUGUAAACUGGGCAGGGUACACAGUGGGAAAACAGAAUAUAAAUAAAGUUCCUAACACAGUGAUCCCAACUAAAUCCAUUGGAAGGAGAUGGGAUCACUCCUAAUCCUCUUGUACUGGUGGAGGCUAAAGAUACACUAGCAUAGCGAUUCUACAUUUCUGUAGCUUCAUUGUUGCACCAGUGGGAACUACUGCUGGUAAAACCCUGUCAGUGCAAGGGAAGAUCAGAAGCUAGUUGGAAUUCUGUGUUCCUUGGUUAGUCCCUCCCUUUAAUAGUAGUAUAUGAAAAUGUGUAAGUUAAAACUCUCAAAUUUAAGUUAGAAGAGAUUUUUAAAUGAGUGUUUCCCUCCCCCUCCCCCCGUCCAACCAGCCACAGUAGAGGAAAGGAUUCAGCUAAUCGUGGAGUACAUAAGCCUUUUUCAGAGAACAUUGACUGCAAGUACAUGGCAUAGGACUACAUAACUCUGCCUCAAUGCUUAUAGAGCUGGAAGCCCUCAAGUGGAGACAUUAAUGAUGUGUCAUUGGGCAAAGAGGGAACACUUUGCACUAAUGGCAGAUAACUAACAGCCAGAGAGGACAAAAAGAAAGGAAGAGAAGAUGUAUAACACUUGGCUUCUCAGAACCCUAAUGGGUUCAUUCUCUCAUCAGGGGAUGAGACACUAUGCUUCAAAGCAUGAUGCCACCAAUAACUUCAUCCCUCUUGCUGAAGCUUUCUCAGAAAAGAGUGGGGGAUAUGGGAGGUUUCUUCAGCAACCAAGGGCAUAAUAUGUCUUCCACCUCCACCCUUUGCAUGAGGGAAAGCUGUUUAUGUUCACUGUGCUAACAACUGUUACUCUGUAGGUUAUAAAAAUGUCUCCCAUACAGAGGACCUAAGUUUGUCAUCUGCAGUAAGUGGUUUAGUGCCAGCAAACCCAAGAUUGUGGCAGAGCUUUGUUUUUAAAUACACAGAUCUGCCACUGUUGUAUUUACUUGCCCUCUGUGUGUUCAGAGUGUAGUGCAGUAAAGUCACAAUUUCUGUUGGCUUCCAAACAAGAUUCUUAUGCUAAGACACUCAUGUGAGAUUGUGUGUGUGCAAUCAUUACUUCUUUCUGUUUCUUUUAUCCUCUUGGCUUAAAGAUAUCAAAUAGCAAAUGUAGCAGUAGAAUUAGACAAAUUGAUGUCCUGUUGAGCAAAUGAAAGGAGGUCAGCAAGACCUAACAACCUGCUGUAGUCUGCAGUCUGGAAAGAAUCUUCUUCUAACCACUGUGGAAUUUAACACUGUCAGAACGUUUUGUGUGUGUGUGUGUGUGUGUGUGUGUGUGUUUUAAGUGCUGUGAAGCAUAUUCAAGACUGGCUCUGUGAAAAGAGAUUCACUUAAUACAAAGAUGGCCAUUGCAUGUCAGGAGACCGUAUUUCUCUCUUGUUCUGUAGCCUACAUCUUGUCCUGGCACUGCCUACAAUUAGACACUGGUGGUUAACAAUGGCCAGCAGCUGUAUUUGUGGGCUCUGUUCUUUUGCCAAGGUUCUGUCAAGUUCUAGUAGGUGUGGGAAAGACCACAAUUCAAUGGUGUGGCACCUGAUUUUCAUGCAGAAGGUCCUGGGUUCACUCUGUAGUGUUCCUGUCAGGUAGCAGGUGAAGGGGAUGACAUUUGCCUGAGAUCGUGGAGAGGAGCUGUCAGUCAGAGUAAUAAUAAAUAAUAAUAACUUUUAUUAUUUAUACCCCGCCCAUCUGGCUGGGUUUCCCCAGCCACUCUUGGCAGCUCCCAAUAGAGGACUAAAAACAGAAUAAAACAGUAGGCACUACUGGGCCAGACUGACAAAAUAGUUUGGCUUGGCAUAAGGAAGCUUCCUGUGUUCCCUAGCAUUGCUGAGAAAUUGAACCCAGAGGAUGGAACUGUGUAGAUGGACAGGCAUGAUUCUCAGUGACUGGGGUGACCAAGGGCAAGGUUGCUCUUGCUAACAAGGCCAAUGACAGGGUUGCUGUGUUCAUGGUGCAGUUGUUCUUGUGGAUAGAGUUGAUUGCAAUAAUAAUAAUAAUAAUAAUAAUAAUAAUAAUAAUAAUUUAUUAUUUAUUAUUUAUACCCCGCCCAUAUGUCGAUCCUUUCUCUAAAACAUAAUGUUGCCCCUUAUAAUAAGGGGGGAGGAAGGGGUAAGAUUUAAUGAAAUCUAAAACAUCACUUGUUCUUAUGGGAAAAUAUGAAGUUAUUUGAGCAUGUGAGUCUUUCACAUGCUGGUGUUUUAUCCUCCCAAACACUUUUACUUGGACACAAGUCUGAUUGAUUUGAGACAUACUUACCAAAAAGUGUCCUUAGGAAACAAAGUCAUGUGUCCAAGUUCUUUCAGGUAGCAACUUUCACUGCUUGAGCACUACCUGCUUCCCUUCUACCAGGAAGAACUUGGUACUCUAGAGAUGCUGUGAUAUGCAAACAGCCCUGUGUCCUGGGGUCUUCUGCCAUUGUUUUGAUUCAAGCUGUGUUUGACCUACAAAUUGGUAUAGUUCACUGCAGAGUUGCACCAUCAAAGCAGGUUGCUAAACAAUUCUAAAUUAAAUUGAAGACAAACCUUUUGCUGUCACGUACCAUUUGAGGACAUACUUUGUAUGGAUUUGUAAAGAAAUACAGAAUGACAUAUGGAUAAUUCUGGCCAGAUAAAACCUAUUACUCAAAGCUAAAUUGAUCAGAACCGUGUAACAAAUGUUACUCAUUUUCUGCUCCGAAACAAAAAAAACAUCUGUGGUGUUAAAUCACCUGUGGAGAAGGGGAAAAAAAGGCUUGGGCAUAACUCACCUCAAUCUUAUUGUUUUGUCUGCAGCAUUUGUACUGAACUAAAACCUGUCUUUUUUGAGAUAAACUAUAUACCUUGUGCUUCAUCACUGUCAUUGAAUUUCCAUUUUAAGUACUACAUUUCAAUGGGAAAUGAGAUAAAUAUUAAAAACUUAAAGCAGUGCAGAGGUUUGGGAUAGCAUUCUGUCAGUUUGUUAGAUUGUGUCACACUCAUCACAAUUUAAGUUGCACAUAUUAUUUUCUCCGCACACUGUUGGCGUGUUCAGGCAUUGACCUCAACAUGCAAGUGCAAAACUGUGGAGCAGGGUCAGGGGGUCAGGGCUGCAUGUUCAUGCCCUUCCCUUGAUGUACAUGGUUCUCCUGUGGAGAUCUUCCAUCUGUUAAUGUGGGGAAAGUCUGCUUACGAUGCAGUGCAUCUCUGUGUUGUUGUCAAAUACUCCCUUUCAGAGAGCAGCUUAGGGAUGAGAUGAGAAAUUUUGAAAUCCACAGAGGCAGGAGCAGAAUAUGAGCGAGCUAGAGGCUGGAAGCAUCUUGGGAUUGUAGGUGCUUCUCUGGAGACCUGAAGUGGGGCAGAGGAUCUGCUGCCUGAUAGGAGUUCACAUGCUGCUUGCCUCCACCUGUGCUCCACUUGUAAAUAAGCCAAAUAUUACGAAAGCAUAAUAUGUGUCUAGUGUUCUCUCGUCCAAAUGAAGCUAAACCAAGCUAAUACUCCUCCUGAAACCUCUCACCACUUGGGAGAAGUGAGGAACACAUAAUACUGUAUUUUUUAUAUAAAAACUAAUGUUUAUUAAAUAUUUUCUUGGUUUAUAAAAGUACGUGCAUUGUCUCUUUUUCAGGUUGUUAAGUCUUUUCUACAGAUCAGUUACAUUUGAUAUGAGACUUUAGUGUUAUAUACAGUAUAAGAUCAAGGAAGAAGAGAGGGGAGAGAUGGGGUGGUGAAACUUACAUUCUUUUAUAUAGUGUAUGUAUGGGGUUUUGUGUCAGUGUCAACUGGAUAGGUUCUCUUUCAAUUCGCUUUUUACAUUUCCUUGGUAGUGAGAGGGUGUGGUUGGUUGUCUGUAGUUGGCUGCAGUGAGGUUUGUUUGCGUUUGUGAGUGGGGGAGGGAUGGUUGGGUCAUGUAAGUCAUCUAUUUUCCCAUGUCAGUUUCGGUCUGUCGGUUAGCUUUUCUAGGAAGGCUGUUUCCCAUGUUAUUUGUACCAGUGGCCCAUGUUCACUCCUGACAGAUCUCUGCAGUGUCUGGCUAUGAUGCUUUUGUCUGAUGAAAGUAGGUGGGUUAUAAGCUCUUUAUAAUGUGAAUGGACAUUAUUAUCUUGGAAAAUAUUCAGUAGAGCCAGUUCUGGGGUGAAUUCUAAUACCUGUUAGUUAUUUUGCAUAUCUCUUGUAGGACUGCUGUCCAGGAGGGUUGGAUUUUGGGGCAUUCCCACCACAUGUGAAGGUAUGUGCCUGUGGAGGUGCAGCCUCUCCAACAUUUUGGCUCCUGGGCUUAUCAAUGCCAGUUUCAUGGUGUUAGGUACCAUCUAUAGGUAAGUUUAAGAGUGAGUUUCCUUCUUUCGGCUGAGAUGGAUUUAAAGGGAGGUUUAGACCACAUUCCAGUCCAUUGGAUGGGGUUAAAUUUCAUACCCUAUGUUGUGCUCCUGUUGUUUUUGAUUGCGUCAUGAGGAUUUGUGGGAUUUUGGAGCAGUAUUUUGUAUACUGUGAUUACCAUCUCCUUGCCGUCUCCCGUUGCUGUCAGGAGAAGGUUUUUGAAGGUAGCCAAGGGCUUAGUGGCUGCUGAUUUUACUGGUGGAUUGUUCAAGAAGGCGUGUAGUUGGUGCUGCAUUAGCCAAGGUAUUUGGGUGUCCCCUAGUUUGUCUUGUAUUUCUUGUGUCGGUAUAGGUUUGUGUCAGUAUGGGUAGAAGUCUUUAAAUGAUGUAGGCCUUUGGCUUGCCAGGUUUUUAUCUGGAGGCUUUGUGCUGCAUGUUGGAAUAGUGGGUGAUGAGCCAGGGGAAUUAGUGAGGCUAAGGCUGGGGACAGUUUGCCUACUUUUUCCUUCCAUGCUUUAGGCAUGGACUGUGUGAACCUGUUUAGUAUUGUGGGGAUUUUCUUUAGUUUGUUUUGGAGAAAUGGGUACAGUUGAACCUCCUCCUCUUCUUAUGGUUGUUCCAAGUCGUGACUGCGGCAAACUCGGAAGUAACUGUCAGGUUUGCUGCCGUUCGCGCAUGCGCAGGAGCGGCGAUCGCCAUUCAUGCAUGUGCAGAAGUGGCAAUUGCCGCCCGUGCCUGCGCACAACAGCGCCUCUCCCAGCAACCCAUUUCGACCUCUGGACAGACCUCCGGAACAGAUUAUGGUCGCAAAUAGAGGUUCCACUGUAUGCUGUUUUGGGGAAGUUUUUGAUUGUUCUCUCCAAGUGGACCCAUUGUUUCGUCUCGUCAUCUAGAAUGUAUGGGAUUAUAUGGCACACUUGGUUAGCAAUGUAAUAUGAUUCUAUUUUGGGGGUUCCCCAUCCUCCUCCUCAGGAGGGGAGGCACAGGUAUUUGGGGCUUAUUCUUGGCUUUUUGUGAGAGAAAAUAAAUGAGUAUAGUUUUUUCUGCCAUUUCUGGAACUGGGGAUAAUACUGUAUUUCUAAAGCUAACUGGUAUUUAUCAGCUCAAUUGGCUUUUUAAAAAAUCUUCAGGCAUUAAGUGUUUUAGCCUGAGUAUUAGUAUUUUAAUACAUAUGUGCUACUGCUUCACACUUCUGUUUUAUAAAUUUGGUACAGCUUGGAAGCACAGGCUUUGAUCUAACAGAAUCCAAGACAGCGUGCCAGGGAAGCUGGCAUAAUUCCAAAAAAAAUGAAAGAGUCGCUUCUAGCUUCUGUUUUUACUUGAGCAAUGAAUGUGCCAACAAGUGUCCUUUUGGUGCUGUGUAUUAACUGCUGAUAUGUAACUUCAGGAGAUGAAAUAAUAGGAAUUCUAGCAAGAUUGCGGUGUUUGUUUAAUGAUGGGCUUUUUUGUUACUUCAACUCUUUACCAUGCCUUCAUGUCUAACCAUUAAAAAAUGUUUUGCAGUAUUUGAUAAUUAAACAUUGUCUGGGUAUAAAGACACUGUCUCCACCUGACAGCCUGAACAUCAAUAUGUUAAUACAAAAAGGUUACUUUUUAUUUGUUGUGAUCCAGCAGUGACAUGAACUGUUUAUUCCAAUUAGUUACAUUGAACUUUGUUCAGUUGAUCAUAAGCUCAUUUAUUUGGAAGGAAGUCCUAUUAGGUUCAAAAGGGUAUACUCUGGAGUAAAUGUACAUAAUACCACAGUCCCGCAACAUGUUUUGAUAUAUUUAAAAGCCAUGCUGUUGGCCGUUUUAGUAUAAUGAAGGCUCCACUUGCAGAGCUAAGGAGUGUGUGUUUGGCAUUCCAAUAACUCUUAAUGCUAUUCACGCUGCAGCCAUAAUCCAGCUUGUUGCAUAUUCCUCUGUUUUGUUGACUACCAGGGCAUGUUGCAGGCUGUACAGUGUCAAGAGAGGGUGCUCUGAAGCGAUCCUAUGGAUGGUCCAUUGUGUCGCCAUUGCAUAAUGAGACUAGGAGCCUCAGGAGGGUUGCCAUUUCUAACCACUGGGAAAUUUCCCAGAGUGCUGAGGAAUCUAUCAGAUUUUUAAAAUGUCCAUUAUAUUCCCCACUUAUAAAAACAAAAUACUAUCUGGCGUGAAUGAAAAUAGUCAUAUAUGCAUUACAAAACAGGAAACAAUGCUAGUUUGAACUCCAGUUUUUGAUGGUUUGUCCUAACAUAGUAAAGUGCCUCUCUUACCUCACAGGGUACUAUUAAAUUAGGGGGUUCAUUUUUUUGUUUGUUUUACUCUCUUUAUGUAUGUGCUUUUUCUCCCUCAGAAAAGUGAUCUGUUGGUUUUUUAAAAAAUAAAACAGAAGAGUGGCAUCUAGCAAGUGUCGCUCUGCUUAUAGAAGACAUCCAUCAGUGGAAUGGGGAGUGAGGCAGUUUUUGCCAAUGCAUCCUCUCCCUUUCAACUUCAUUGAGCCUCCUCAAAAUCAGUAUAUUUUGCAGAGGAGAUAAUCACACACACACACACACACACACAAUUCCUCAUUCUGUUGAUGGAUGCCUUCCAUUAGUGGAACAACACCUGUGGUAUUCUGUUGUAAAUGCUUCAUACAAACUGAAAUACCCACUGUGCAGUACUAAUGCAGUGGCAUUCCUUCUGGUGAUCUGACUAGUUCAGACCUUAGAGCCAUAGCUCAGGAGCAGAGCAUAUGCUUUGCAUGCAGAAGGUCCCAAGUUCAGUCUGUUGGUAGGACUGGGAAACACUCCUGGUAAGCUAGAUGGAGGGAAUGGCCUGACUUGGUAUAGAGCAGCUUCCUAGACCUAACCACUUUUUACAUUUUCAAAGCAAUCAGUUACAUCUGUAUGAUUGGGCAUUAUAAAUGGUAGUUAGUAAUUCUCCUUGAACGACUGACAUUACAGCUUUUUACUUUGUUGCUUGAUGAAGAUGGUUCUAAAAAGAUGGAAGACUUUCAUUCCUUCCUUUGAAAAAUGAUUAGGUUGGUGCUGCAGGUAGUUCCUUGUACUUUUGAUAACCAGGCGCUGGUGGCAAAUAUUGCAUCACGCUGCUGGGUGUGUGCUUUGUGCAAACAGAUUGCCGGUGGAAGAACAGCUGGUUUUUCUAGUUUUGUAAAGAGUCCACUGCAGUAGUCCUCUGUAAGUUGACCAGAAGUACUUCAGCUGUUAGCACUCUGGAUAUGGUAAGACCUAUGUAUUUAGAAUGCCAUUUGAAGAUUUAUUCUCAUUUUAAACACUCAGUAGCUCUUGUCCUACUGUCCAGCAAAAUAAGACUUAAGAAAAAGGUUUUGUAAGAAUGCUUCUUAUAACUGUAGACUUCUUUAACUGAACAGGAAGUUUACUGCCUGUUUUGUUUUAUUUCCUGAUGUCUCAGUGAAUGAAGCUGGGCUAUUUUAAGGUUAUAGUUUCUCUGAUACUAUCUUAAAGUAUUGCAUUGUUAUAGCAUAGUUGGCUGAUUAGAAUACAUCACGGCACAAUGAAAAUACCAGAUUCUGCCCCUCUGACAUUAACCUGAAAGUAAAUGCAAGGGUGGGUGAGUUUUUAUCAGUAGUAUCUCUCAGAGUGGUGAAUGGCACUAUUUAGUGAGAAUAAAUUCCAAUGAAAAUCCUCAUAUAUAUAUAUAUAUAUGUUUUAUGAUGGCCUAUAUUCAUAAUACCUAAUACCUAAAAGGUUUGGUGAAAAAAAUAUUAGAAUACUUUCUGAUUAAAUGUUAUUCCCGAUUAAAUGAUAUAAAUGUAGAUCAGGAAUGAUCCUAUUUUGUUGUCCUUUCACAGCAAGGCUAUUUUUGGAAUUUUAUUACUAAUUUGAACAGAGCACAGUAAAAUUACUUCUGUUUUACCUGUGACACUUAAACUGCUAUGUUGGCUUUUCCUCUAGCAAUGAACUGGAAUCAUAGCUUAGACAGAGACUUCAACAAGGGGGCAGUUUUUAUAAAUAUGAUUGAUUAUGUACGCAGUGCAUACUGAGGCAGUUUAUUAAUGCUUUUGUUGACCAGAAGUCAGACUGUUCUUCCUUGCCUGUUCUACUCUUGGAGAAUCCCUGCUUAUAUCUAAGGAAGCAAAAACUAAAAAUUAUUCAGUGUAUUAAUAAACAGCACAGCAUGGUCGUUUCACAUAUGGAAAUAUCUCUGUUCAAUACACCAUCAAUUUAGUGUGCAAACUGACAAGCCAAGAAUGGUUUACGCAAUAAUGAACCAUUUAUCAUGGAUCAUGCUCACACAUGACAAAAAUGAGUACCACAAGUAAUAAUUGAUCAUUUGCUUUACCUAGUCUACAAAUCUGUUAAAGAAUCACCCACUUAACACUUCACAUGUACCCUAAAAAUAGCACCCUUGCUCCAGGAGAUCUGUUGUAUAUUGAUUAAGAAGAAAAAGUGAAUACAGAUCUAAAAGAAGUAUUUUCUGUUUGAUAGUAUUGAUCUCCCUUGCCUUCUCUCUUGUAUUUACCUCAGAAUUAAUGGUACCAACUGAGAAACAAGAAAGGAAAAUGGGAUGGAGAGUUUAUUUGUUACCUGCUCUUCACUCUUAAGGUCCCAGGGCAGGUUGCAACAUUAAAACACAAUAUUAAAAACAGUUUAAAACAACUGAGUAAGAUUAUAUUUUUAGUGAAAGAAAAUUGUAAAUACUGUUUUGAAUCUUAGAAGUACAUAUUAGUAGUUGCCUGCCAAAUGACAGAUUAGUCAUGGUUUUCCGUUAUGUGGCUGAAUCUACGUUUAGUGCAAACUAGCAACUGUAUGAAUAUAUCCUCAGAAAAUUAUUUUGGCCAUGUGGUGGAGCAAUCAGAUAACUGUUUUCCAUUCUUCCAGUUGUUAGGCAAAUUGAACUCGCCACAUAGUCUGGCUGAUUUUGGGUUUGGGAACUGACUGUUAGACACAAGCAAGUGUGGGCCGUCUCCAGUUUAUUCAGCUGGUAAAAUCAGGGCUUGUUCUUGCUGUUUCCAUGGAUGUACUUUAAUACCAGUGGGACAGUCAGAGUCACAGAUGUCUACAAUGAAUGUUGUGAAUGUAUCAGCACUUAGGUAUUUGGUAUUGUCUUGAAGACACCAAACCCCUGUUUGAUUUCAGCUGCUCAUGCGACACACUGAUUAUGUCAAGUGACUUAUUUUCACUUUUGUUUCCAGGUACAAAGAAUCGAAAUAACCAGCUUUGGGGGGAAACGAUUAACUUGAGGAUAAUUUAUGAAUGAAGACCCACAGCAUGUUCAGAAGUUCCAGCAAAGUUGCAAUGGACACUCAAGUCACUAAGUUGGACUUUGUAACUUUUGGUUGUUUGCAAUGAUGUGCCUUUAAACUUUAUAUCACAAUUCAUGCCCUUCAUACUACAUAAAUUAUAAAAUAAUACAAUCAAAGCAACAUGUCGAAAAACUUGGAGAUUAUCAAUCUGUCAUUUUUACUGGAACAUGAGAGGGAAAUGAUACUGGGAGUGCUGAAGAGAGACGAGUAUUUGAAAAAAAUUGAAGAUAAAAGAAUCAGGUAAUUUUGAAACUUUCUUCUGAGGUAUUUAAACUUCUGAAUACUGGAGUUUGAUUUAGAUAUUUGUGCAUAUGUUGUUGUUGUUGUCCACUUAACUCAUGGUUACAGUGUAGUUCAGGGUUGGGAAGACAUCAGACUUGUGGAAUCUACUUUGUUUUUUACUACAACCCUGAGGUCCACCAACCACAGCCAGGUUCAAAAUAGUGGCUCAGGUGAACAGACUAAAGCUAAAAAGGAAUUCUGGUUGAGCAAUGGGACUUCUUCUCCCUUUGCAUGCACUCAGUGCCCUUCUGAAAUCUUUUCCAGAGGGUUGAGCCCCUAGAGCAGAGUUAGGGUUAGCAUGGGAAGGAGAGCAGGAGAACAUUCUGUUACACAAGCAGAAACCCCUGCCCUGACGGAAUUUUCACACAGUGCUAUGUGUACAAUCCAGGGUACCUCUGAGCACAUGCUCAGAAUUUGUGAUCAGUAGCAGAACUGUCCUCACGAGUUCUCUUUCACACAAAAAUCCACUCUUGGUUUCUUCCUCAAUAGUUACUUUUCAGCAACCUGAUUUAGAAAGGAAAGCUUUUUGUUGCUAUUGUUAAGACAGCUGAACAUCAGAAACCCUUGCUGAUCUUAAAGCUGGUCAGUACAGGCGGCGACCAUUUUGCACAUGUCCAAUUAAUGCAUGACUGUUGAUGCAUGGAUCCUUUAGGACCUGGAAGAGGGCAGAGCAGGGAUAUGGCGUGGCGUAACGGGGUGGGCUGGGCUUAUGUACACUUCACCAAUGUGUAGGGGGCCAGGAAUGGGACCCCUGCUCAAAAUGAUUGCCGCCUGUAUUUACUUUCCGCAUUUGCAUGUGAGUAUAUUGUGGUUUGUUAUUGCUGUCUAUAAAAUAUAACAGGUGGUAUCAUUCAUCUUGCAACAUCCCCCCAAUAAUAAUAAUAAAGAAACCAUUUCCGAUCUACUACUGUAGCACCUAGAGAUCUUUCAGUAGAUUCUGAUAUGUCCAACUCUACUUUUGUUCAUAAAUAGCGUGCAUCUGUUGUUGACCUAUAGGUUAAAUUGACUAUAGGCUAAGAUGAUUGCCUUGCUCUGUAAUGUUUUAUGAGGCCAUGUUGACUAAUCUUUAUCCUCCACUUGGAAAGGUUUAGCUUAUUAACCAUCACACUGCAGUUUUAUGUGCAGUUUCUGUAGUCUAUGUAGCAUGCUAUCCAUGUUAACAUCCUCACUUUCUGACCCUUAACCUAAAAUCUUUUUAAAUUUAAGAAUGGCUAGCAUGAAACUGCCAUUGUGUGAUAAAAAUUAAAAAGGCCUAAAUGAAUACAAUGUAAUUGCUGUCAUGCCGGCAAUAUAGCAAGGUGGCCGCUGUUCAGACAGAGAAUGUAGCACAAUGGAAUGUCAUAGAACCAUAGUUAGAAGGGAUCCUGAGGAUCAUUUAGUCCAAGCUCCUGCAAUGCAGGAAUCUCAACUAAAGCAUCCAUGACAGAUGGCCAUCCAACCUCUGCUUAAAAACCUCCAAUGAAGGGGAGAGUCCACCACCUUCUGAGGAAGAUCAUUUGACUGUUUAACAGCUCCUACUGUCAGAAAGUUCUUCAUGAUGCUUAGUCAGAAUCUCCUUUCUUGUAACUUGAAGCCAUUAGUUCGGGUCCUAGCCUCCAGAGAAGGAGAAAACAAGCUUGCUCCAUCUUCCAUGUGACAGGCAUGUGACAGCCAUUUAGAUAUUUGAAGAUGGCUAUCAUAUCUCUUCUCAGUCUCCUCUAUGCCAGGCUAAGCAUAUCCAGCUCCCUAAACCAUUCCUCCUAAGGCUUGGUUUCCAGACACUUGAUCAUGUUGAUUGCCCUCCUCUGCACAGGUAGCAUGACAAGAAUGUGACUUGGUGAGCCUUGAGCUUGGGUGUGCCCCCCUCUCCUGCUUAAUGUGGUGCAGCUCUGAGAAGGAGUUUGGAAGCUUUCAGCUCCAUUUUUGCUUGGCUUCAGCUUGUCAUGUAGACUGAACUUCGGAUAUAUGGUUAAUGUUUCUUUGAAACAAGCCAACUUUUAACCAAUGAUUUCAAAGUUCCAGUGACAUGACAGGUUGUGGUUAAGGAAGAACAGGAGCAAAAGCUUCUGAACCCCUCACAGCUAUAGCAGAGGAGAGGGGAGGAAGGGAGCUAGAGGCUCACUGCAGCUCAUUCACACCAUGCUCAACUAUGACUUAGCAGAUGGGAAUCCAGUAUGCUCUUCAACUCCCAUAAGUCUCAGCCAGCAUAGCUAGUGGUCAAGGAUGAUGUUAGCUAGCAAUAUCAGGAGGGCACCAUGUUGGCUGUUAGCAUGAUGCAUGAACACUGCCAAUAUCUUUAUUAUGACCAAGUUAAAAUUGCAAAAAACAAUGAGCUAGCUUUCAAGUUUCACAGUAAGCUUGAAUUUAAUUUUAUUGUCCACCCAGGUAUAUCUAUCUACCUACACACACAUCCCCAAAUCAAACAAAUUUCAUGUGAAGAGUAGAAGGAUAAUAGGUAGCAAAUUAGAUUGCACACAGAGAGAAAUGUCCAGCUCAAAAUCAAAAUGCAGGGAAGUGGGUGACUAACAAUUUGCUCUUAGAUAGACUUAGUCACUCCUAACCCCACCAACUUCAAUCAUUAACAGGAUCAGCUGUAAGCAAGAUGAAACAAGGGUUCAAUAAACAGAGCAGAAUGCACUUAGUGACUAUUCACCGUUGAAUGUCAAUAGAACUACAUGGCUAGAAAAAAUAAAAGCAGGAAAGGUCCCUAAAGGCUAAGAAUCCAUGACCAUUAAGACUACAGUAGAACCCAUCUAUGCUUUUCCUGGAAUUACUACUUAGUCAUAACCCAUUUCUUAGUUCCACUUCAGUGUAAAUAUGUGCUUACCUGACCUUCUAAAUAUCCAAAUGUUCCACAUGGCUGAAUCUGGACUGAAAAUUCCAGCAGUGUUGCAGGUGUAGCUGGUGUAGCUAUGUUAAUUGAGCUCUCAUUUCAACUCUCUAGUAUUUAAUUUUGCAUUAGGACCCAGUGGGUUCUAUUCGGGUGUCUAAAAUGUCAGGUCUUCUCAUGUGCUGCGGUCAUCUGCUGAUACUCUCCUCUGAGUGUCCCUGCCGUUAGAGGUAAGAUCAACUGUGACAUGGGCAUCAUUGGUUGUAGUGCCAGGAAAAUACUGAUUUUCUCCCAGCCCUUAAAAAAAAUAGAAUUAAAUUUUUUGGGUCCUGCUGCUGCUUUUCAUUUAUUAUUGAGAUCUGGUGCACAUGUGUUUCAUGUUCAAACUUCUGUUCUACCUCUGAGGAUAAGGAAAGAUGCAAAAUACGCUAUAAUGUGAUAUAUACCUUGAGCAUAAGAUUUGUAUGUUCAGGACACAGUUCUGCACUUCACAUUCAAGCACCACCUCAAUUUACUGCACUCAUUUCCAAGUAUACUAAGGAAAACAUAAUGCAGGGUCUCCUCUGAACAUUGAGAUCCCAGGUUUUCUUCAAACGGCAGGAGGAAAGAUGCAAGACCCAUUGUAAUGGUACUUCAGAACAUUGUGCUUUUCAGGUAUUCUUAGACUUUUAUGCAUUUAAUUCCUUUUAAUUUAUUUUAGUCUUAAAAAUUAGUCAGUUCUGGUUUUGGGCAAAAGAUGUUUUUAUACAGCACAUAACUGCUUAUUCUACUGACGCACAGUGUUCCUUUUCCAUAGUGUUUGACACAGCUAGAUAGUGGCUGUUUAGAAAAUGUGCUCAUGGUAGAUUGAGAUAGGAUGACUCAUUCUCCUCCUCCAUCUCUUGUACUCUUGGAACACUUAAUUCCUCCAAUUUUGAAAUCAGAGCACAUUGUCACAGUUGUUCAGUGAUUCACUCUUGAAUACACCGCAAGGAAAUAUGGAAGGAAGUUUAUAUAAAACGCAGCUGUCUGAGCUUGCUUUAUCAUAAAUGAAGGAAAUUGUGAAGCGGGGCAUUUUAUUUGUUUGUCUACAUUUGUGUCCUCACCUUUCUCUAAGGGCCUUUCAUUUGUGUUCCUGGGGCUCCUGCAUAAUUCCUUCUAGUUCUUGGCUAGGUCCAGAUUUAUUUAUUUAAUUAAAACAAUCAUACCGCUUGGUUGUUUUAAAAACUUCAAAACAGUUACCGUAUUUUUUGCUCCACAACACUCACUUUUUUCCUCCUAGAAAGUAAGGGGAAAUGUCUGUGCGUGUUAUGGAGCGAAUGCCUACGGAUGGCGGGGGGAUCUGCUGCAGUCGUGAGCAGAGGAUCCAUGGUUCCCCUUCCUUCCCUCCUCCGUGGCUCGCUUUGCUCGCUUUGAAACAGCAAAGCGGGAGAAGAGCCACUGAGUGGGGAGAAGAGAGGGAUAGAGAGCCUGGUUACAAAGCACGGAUCCACAUGGAUCCUCAGGAUUUUUGCACUGUGUCACCCCAAAUUCACCAUCAGAUCACAUAGCAUGUCCAUGGCUACAGCUUGCACCAAAAAAAUCACGCACCCACUGUUGCCUGGGGCCGAGGUGGUGCAAAAAAUGUGGUUACAAAGCAUAGAUCCACAUGGAUCCUCAGGAGUUUUGCAUUGGGCUACCCCAAACUUACCAUCAGAUCAUAUGUCUGUGGCCACAGCAUGAACCACAAAAAUCAUACAUCCACUGUUUCGUUUAGAAUAUUUUUUUUCUUGUUUUCCUCCUCUAAAAACUAUAUGCGUGUUAUGGUCGGGUGCGUGUUAUAGAGCUAAAAAUACGGUAGCUAAGAUCUGCUUAGCUUUAGAGAGAGGAGCCUACAACAAGUACCUUCAGACCAUUAUCUGGUAAUUCAUAGAAUCAUAGAAUCAUAGAGUUGGAAGAGACCACAAGGGCCAUCGAGUCCAACCCCCUGCCAAGCAGGAAACACCAUCAGAGCACUCCUGACAUAUGGUUGUCAAGCCUCUGCUUAAAGACCUCCAAAGAAGGAGACUCCACCACACUCCUUGGCAGCAAAUUCCACUGUCGAACAGCUCUUACUGUCAGGAAGUUCUUCCUAAUGUUUAGGUGGAAUCUUCUUUCUUGUAGUUUGGAUCCAUUGCUCCGUGUCCGCUUCUCUGGAGCAGCAGAAAACAACCUUUCUCCCUCCUCUAUGUGACAUCCUUUUAUAUAUUUGAACAUGGCUAUCAUAUCACCCCUUAACCUCCUCUUCUCCAGGCUAAACAUGCCCAGCUCCCUUAGCCGUUCCUCAUAAGGCAUCGUUUCCAGGCCUUUGACCAUUUUGGUUGCCCUCCUCUGGACACGUUCCAGUUUGUCAGUGUCCUCCUUGAACUGUGGUGCCCAGAACUGGACACAGUACUCCAGGUGAGGUCUGACCAGAGCAGAAUACAGUGGCACUAUUACUUCCCUUGAUCUAGAUGCUAUACUCCUAUUGAUGCAGCCCAGAAUUGCAUUGGCUUUUUAGCUGCCGCGUCACACUGUUGGCUCAUGUCAAGUUUGUGGUCAACCAAGACUCCUAGAUCCUUUUCACAUGUACUGCUCUCAAGCCAGGUGUCACCCAUCUUGUAUUUGUGCCUCUCAUUUUUUUUGCCCAAGUGCAAUACUUUACAUUUCUCCCUGUUAAAAUUCAUCUUGUUUGUUUUUGCCCAAUUCUCUAAUCUGUCAAGGUCGUUUUGAAGUGUGAUCCUGUCCUCUGGGGUGUUAGCCACCUCUCCCAGUUUGGUGUCAUCUGCAAAUUUGAUCAGGAUGCCCUUGAGUCCAUCAUCCAAGUUGUUGAUAAAGAUGUUGAAUAAGACCGGGCCCAAGACAGAACCCUGUGGCACCCCACUAGUCACUCUUCUCCAGGAUGAAGAGGAACCAUUGAUGAGCACCCUUUGGGUUCGGUCAGUCAGCCAGUUACAAAUCCACUGAGUGGUAGCAUAGUCAAGACCGCAUUUUACCAGCGUCUUUACAAGAAUAUCAUGGGGCACCUUGUCAAAUGCCUUGCUGAAAUCAAGGUAGGCUACACCCACUGCGUUCCCUUCAUCUACCAGGCUUGUAAUUCUGUCAAAAAACGAGAUCAGGUUAGUCUGACGUGACUUAUUUUUCAGAAAUCCAUGCUGACUAUUGGUGAUCACAGCAUUCCUUUCUAGGUGCUCACAGACUGUUUGCUUAAUGAUCUGCUCCAGAAUCUUCCCUGGUAUUGAUGUCAGACUGACUGGGCGGUAAUUAUUUGGGUCCUCUCUUUUCCCCGUUUUGAAAAUAGGGACAUUUGCCCUCCUCCAGUCUGCCGCGACUUCGCCUGUUCUCCAGGAAUUCUCAAAGAUGACUGCCAGUGGUUCUGAGAUCACAUCUGCCAGUUCUUUUAAUACUCUUGGAUGCAGUUCAUCUGGCCCUGGAGACUUGAAUACAUCUAAACUAGCCAAGUAUUCUUGUACUAUCUCCUUAGUUAUUCUGGGCUGUGUUUCCUUUGCUGAAUCAUUUGCUCCAAAUUCUGCAGGUCGGGCAUUGUUUUCUUUAUCGGAGAAGACUGAGGCAAAGAAGGCAUUGAGGAGUUCAGCCCUUUCUGUGUCCCCUGUUUGCAUUUCACCAUCUUCUCCUCUGAGUGACCCCACUGUUUCUUUGUUCUUCCUUUUGCUACGAACAUACCCAUAAAAGCCUUUUUUGUUGCUUUUAACCUCUCUAGCAAGCCUGAGUUCAUUCUGUGCUUCUCCCACUUUCUGGACAAUGAAGUUGUCUGCAAGGCCAGUGAGGAAUCUGUUUGACCUUAUGCUCUUGGCUGAGUUUGACAUCCAACAAAUAUCCGGGUAAUUGAAGUUCCCCAUUACUACUAUCUCCCUUCCUUUGGAAUGCUUGACCAUCUGUUCCAGGAAGGCAUCAUCUAUGUCCUCCGUUUGGCUUGGGGAUCUAUAGUAAACUCCCACAAUGAGGUCACUGUUAUUCUUCUCUCCCUUAAUUUUGACCCAAAUGCUCUCACUUUGGCUUUGAGGUUCUAAAUCUUGGAUCUCUUCACAGGUAUACACAUCCCUGACAUAUAACGCCACUCCUCCUCCUUUCUUGUCUGGUCUGUUUCUCUGAAAUAGAUUGUAUCCCCCAUUAUUACAUUCCAAUCGUGGGACUUAUCCCACCAGGUUUCAGUGAUGCCUAUUAUGUCAUAUUUAGUUUGCUGUACCAAGAGCUCAAGCUCAUCUUGUUUAUUUCCCAUGCUUUGCGCAUUAGUGUACAGACAUUGAAGUCCAUUAAUCAUUCCCCAUGUCUCUUAUUUAAGGAUUUUUCCUCCCACCACUAGGUCUGCGUGCUGUUUGCUCCAUUUGGUCUAUGACAUUUGGAUGAUCAUCUUCAUCAAUUGAUAGACUCCUACCUUCAGGAGCACUGUCUCCCUCCCCCACAUUAGUCAGUUUAAAGCCCUCCUGAUGAGGUUUCUGAGAUUUUUGGCAAAAACAUUUCUCCCAACCGUUGUGAGGUGCAGCCCAUCGCUUGCCAGAAGUCCAUCUUCAAGAAACUGCAGUCCAUUCCUGUUUACACCAUUUGCGAAGCCAUCUGUUCACUUCCACUAUUUUUCCCUCUCUCCCUGGGCCACGUUGUUCAACUGGGAGGACAGAUGAGAUGACAAUUUGUGCAUUUAAUUGCUUCAAUUUUCUGCCCAGAGCCUCGUAGUCUCUUUUGAUCUUCUGGAGGCUAUUGCUUGCAGUGUCAUUGGUUCCCACAUGAACCAAGAGGAAGGGGUAUUUGUCAGUGGGUUUUAUGAUUCCUUGCAGUCGUUCAGUUAAAUCUUGGAUCUUAGCCCCGGGGAGACAGCACACUUCCCGAGACAUCUUGUCAGGCCCACAGAUCACUGCUUCUGUUCCCCUCAGUAGGGAAUCCCCUAUCACCACUACACGCCUCCUCUUAGGUUUGGUCGGGGUUCUUCCGUGAGCUGUCCGUUCCAAGGUCGCCUGCACAUUCCCUGAGGACUGACUUUGCUGCUCGUCUUCAUAUACCUGAUCGACUGUAAUGAGGGAGAGAUCCUCAAAUGGAGUCUGCUCUUCGUCUUCCAUGCUAGGGGAGAGGACCUCAAAGCUAUUGUGUAUUUCUAAACAAUCAGAGUGAAGCUUGGGCCUCCUACUUCUUUGAGUCAUGUUUCUCCAUAUAUCUGGCUCCUGUGUUGGUGAACUAGCCUCCUUCUCAGGCGAGUCCCCUGUCUCCUCCUUGGUGGAGACGGUGUGCUCUGUUGCUUCCAAGAAGAGCUCCAGCUCUCUAAUUCUUUGGAGCGUAGCUACACGUUCCUCCAGUUGCUGGACUUUGUCUUUUAAGAGGGCAAUCAACAUGCAAUUGCUGCAGGUAAAUCUGCCUGCAACCUUUGGCAAGAUGGCAAACAUUGCGCAGGAACCGCAGGCGACUGCAGCUGUUCCCUCCCCCUCCAUCUUGAGAACAUGUCGUUGGGGGUGGCUACAGCAGUCCUCCAUCAUAAAAAGCAUGAAGACAGGACAAAUAACUCCCCCCACACAAAAAAACUAGGUCUCCCCCAACAAACGUUUGAGACUAGCUCCCCUAAAUCUAAAAGAUGGAUCAAACCUUUGCACAGGGAGAGCAGCUAAUCAGCCACAAGGAAACACACACACACAAGAAAACCCUUUUUGCUCCUUCUUAUAAAUUCAUAAAGCUUUGCACUGGUUUUUCCCCAGUUGUUUUUUUUUUGGGGGGGUGGUAUGGAAGUUUUUAUAGGAACACAGAAAUGGAAAGCAGGAAGGGGGAAAGUUGGCAUGCAGCUUAUUUAUUUUGGCAGUUUUUGCCACCCAGGAAGGUUUUCUGUCAUAACUCUUUGCAGGCAGGCAGGCAGUUCCCAAAUUGUUAAUCUUUUGUCAUUAAAACCUGCCUGAUUUCCAGCCUUUAUUUCUUAAGUUUGUAUCCAAAGUGCCGUUUGCAAAGCUACAUGCUGUGGGACAUAUUAAGUCUUACUUGUGAUCACAUGAAGUCUCCCUGUCCAUGGCACCCAUCAAACCUCUCCUAAAAUUCAGAGGACCUUCAGAAAUAAGAAGUUGUUCAUGAGCAGUCUGUGAAGGUUAUGACCAUUCCCCUGUUAGUUUCCAGCACAUGGUCUCAAAGGUAUCUGGAUUCUGGACAUCCAUGACAGAUGGCCAUCCAACCUCUGCUUAAAAACCUCCAAUAAAGGAGAGUCCACAGCCUUCUGAGGGAGUCCGUUCUACUGUCAAACAGCUCCUACCAUUAGAAAGUUCUUCUUGAUGUUUAGUCAAAAUCUCAUUUUUUUCAUAAUGCCAGUCUGCCAGAUUUGGUAGAAUCAAAAUAACGGCAAAGGAUUGAUCCAGACAGAAACUUGUAUAAAUGAGUGUGGAGAACAUCAGAAUAAGAAUUAUUUCCCAGCCAUGUUGUAUAUACAUGAUGUAUUUGCAUCAUGCUUAGCAUGUGUUGGUGGGACCACUGCUAUGCUGCCAGAGAACAAAUUGCCUUUGACUGAGCUUCCCAUCAGUCAUGUCCUGCUUUCACAUGUGGGCUUAACCCCCUUACAAGAGGAGCAUGAUGUUCAGAAAGGCUUUAUUGUUAUCUGUGCAACAUGUUCUGGCAAAUAAUGAGCAACAUAAAUAUAAAUGUAAAGUAAGCAUAAAAUUUGGUGAAGUCCUAGAUCACAGGAUAAUAUAGUGCAUAUUUAAAUGUCCUUCAUACUCAGCAGUGGAUGCUUCCCUUAGCUCCAGUGUAUUGUGAUGAUUGCUGAAGAAAGGGAUGCAGUAGAACAUUCAUUAUUUUAUGAAAUAAAACUGUCUUUUGAGGACUGGAAUUGCAGUCUCUACACUGCAAGGACUGGGACCCAGAGGGUCCUUUCAUCUCACUCAGCAAUACUUUUCUUAUCUUGUUGUUGUCAAGAAGCUUUCUGCACAUGUAGAGGGAAGUGAGGGGCAGAUGGGGCUCAUCAAUCUGGGAGGGUGGUCCUUCAAGGAGAAGGAAAAGGCUGAUCCUAAACUCCCGCUACCUUACAGGACAUCUUUGGGAUUGUUGUUUAGUCAUUUAGUCGUGUCCGACUCUUCGUGAGCCCAUGGACCAGAGCACGCCAGGCACUCCUGUCUUCCACUGCCUCCCACAGUUUGGUCAAACUCAUGCUGGUAGCUUUGAGAACACUGUCCAACCAUCUUGUCCUCUGUCGUCCCCUUCUCCUUGUGCCCUUCAUCUUUCCCAACAUCAGGUUCUUUCCCAGGGUGUCUUCUCUUCUCAUGAGGUGGCCAAAGUAUUGGAGUCUCAGCUUCAGGAUCUGUCCUUCCAGUGAGCACUCAGGGCUGAUUUCCUUAAGAAUGGAUAGGUUUGAUCUUCUUGCAGUCCAUAGGACUCUCAAGAGUCUCCCCAGCACCAUAAUUCAAAAGCAUCAAUUCUUCGGCGAUCAACCUUCUUUAUGGUCCAGCUCUCACUUCCAUACAUCACUACUGGACUGGAAAUGCAGUCUCUACACUGCAAGGACUGGGACCAUAGUAGCAUAAAUUGUGCCCUACAGUUAUAUGCUGAGCAGCUCUGUAAGGGCUGACUGUUCAUUUCAUUUUCUUAAGUACACACACAAAAAUUUUCAUUAAUUAUCUGUUGCUUUAGUAAUGAAGAACUUAAUAUAAUGUAUUGCAUUUAAUUUCAGAAAUAUGACAAAAGGCUUGGAUUAAAAUGGGGCCAGCAUGUUCUUAAUGAGCACUGAUAUUUCAUCACCUAGAGCUUUUGUUUUACACCCUGACUUAAUUUAAUAGUUCAUAACAUGCCCUUUCUCCCCUAGUGCCAGAUAUAUUGUUAUCAUUUUGGGAUUAUCUUUAGCCUUUGUCCUUUAUUUUUUUUCCUUUUCCUUUUCACCAGAUUGUUCAAGUGUGUGUGUGGUUAAGGCUGCAGCCAGAGACAAGGGAGAAACAGAACUCGGACUGCAGCACAAGGGAUGGAAGGUUAAACCUUCCCUCCUCCAUAUUGUGGCCCCAUCAAAUCACUUUUCAGAGCUUUUAUUCCCCACAGGCUAGAAGUAGCAGAUAGCUAACUACAGAACUCUCUCCCACAGGAGGCCAAGUUGGCCACCAACUUGGAAGUUGUGGAGAAUGUCAAGAUUUUUGAGUGAUGCUAUGAAAUUACGUCACCAUAGGUCCUAAGAGCCAUCUUCGUACCUCAUGAUGUCCGGACACUUUUAUUCUAAAGUAUCUCCUACUAUGGUUCAUUAACUGUGUUGUGUUCUGAUCCAUGUAUAUGAUGUACUUUUCAUGCCAGUAAAGGAGAUUGAGCGAUUGAUUGAACUGUCAUCUUUAUUUCACAAAAAUCCUGUGACCAUUACAUCUUAGGAACAGAGGCCAAGAGAUAAGAAACUGCCCGAGGUUAGGCACUGAAUCUUGCAGACACUGAUAAAAGUGAAUUAAUAUCCCAGCCUGGUAUCCAUACUAGAGAGUAAGGUUAAUGUUUUCUCCCAAUGUAUCAUUGCACCCAAAGGAUGGAGAAGGUAGGACAUUUAUCUCUGCAUAACUGAAUGUGAAAGCUGCUUGUGUUUCAGAGUCAUUUUAUGUAUGUUCUAUGGAUAAUUUGAUUCUGCUUCAGCCAGAAAUUGUUUUAGUAGAUUUGAUAUUUUAAAAAGUAGAUUAAGAGCAUUAGGCAGAGUGAGGCUUCUGCCUCAGGUGACUUAUGUUGGAGGGCCCGGGAGUGGUGGCAAGGCUGUGCUGCAGUAAUGAACCCUCUAAGUUAGCCUGGAUGCUGUUCACAUUGCUAGUGCUGAAGUAAGAUUCAACUGCCAGUCUGUUCUACUUACAUACGUAGAAUGGAGGGUGCCAUUUUGUAUUUCAGCUCAAGCCACACAAUGUUUUGGUCUAGUCCUCAGCAAAGUACAUACAUACAUACAUACAUACAUCAUGCUCAAGGCAGCUUACAACAUGAAAAAGUUACAUAAUUGCAAACGUAAUGAAAGUAGUCAUAAACAAUAAAUAAAACAUCAAAAAGUAUACAACAAAAUUAAACAAUUUCCACAUAAAUCAUAAGAUCUAAAAUAAAGAUACAAAAAUAUAAAAUCAAUAACAGCAAUAAGUCCUCCGUCAACAAAACUCCUAAACCAGAGCUUUCCAAACUUUGUGUUGUGACAUGUUACUGCGUUGGCUGCAGUGUGUCGAUGUGUCGUGCAAAUGUUCCCCGCACUCCUCCCAGGACUGGAAAGGGGUUAGUUUAAUCUCUGGUUUGCUAGUAAAACUAAAUUACUGUGUUGCGAAAUGAUGCAUAUCUAAAAAUUGUAUCAGCAACAUGAAAAGUUUGGAAAGCAGUGCCCUAAAUAAUUCCAAAGUUGUAAUCAAAAAAUAUUUUGAUGGCUCUGUCACACAUACAAGCCACUAGAAUUUAGGUUUUUAUAAAGCAGUGAAUACUUCAAGCCACUUUUCUUAACUUAAGUUUGUUGUGUUUCUUUCCAGAAAACUGAAGAAUGAGUUACUGGAAGCCAAAAAGAAAGGUGGACGGCGUUACCAGGAAGACAAUGGCAGGGUCUGCAUUCGGUGUCGAAAGAAUUUGGGCCUAAUCUUUGAUAGAGGGGAUCUCUGCCAAACAUGUGGACUCAGAGUUUGCAACAAAUGUCGUAUUGUGGGAAUUGGUGGCAACUGGAAAUGCACAGUGUGCGAUAAGAUUGCGUAAGUUUUGUUCUUGGACACACUUGGAUGUCAACUCACAUUUUCUGAUCUCCAGUUACGAUGCCUUUGACAAGCAGUAUGAACAUCCAGGUGAUGGAGGGGCUGGGCUGAUAAAGGCAUGUUUGAUCCUAAUUUGAGCUAGAGAGACGCUUAAAGCAUCUCCUGCUGAAUGAGGGUUGUCUCCUGCUAGUAUCUUCACUUGAACCCACCCUCUCCAGCUAUUGUUGUUGUUUCAGAUGUUUCUGGAUUUUAAUUCCCAUUGUCAUUGACCAUGUUGACUGGGGCUGAUGGGAGUUCCCCAUCCCUGCACUAAAGUGUAGUGUGUAUGUUUGUUUUGUGCAUUGGACUUAUUCUGCCACUCUGCUAGGGGGAACGUCAUACUUACAUAUAGCUUCCACAGCUCAAAUGUUAUAAAAAUUAAUUUCAAAACUUAAUUGCAGCAAGGUCUUGAAGUGUUUCUCCAUGUCUUGAUCCAAGUCUCUAUCAGCAAUACCAAUGCUGAGACCUUUUCAACAGGAAGUGAAUUUAAGGCAACAGUUACAUCCCUUGAUUUUCUCCAGAGCUAGUGCCAUUACAGCUAGUACCAAUAGUACCUAUUUAUUUUAUUUUAAAGUGCUUAUUCUGCCCUGGGAUAUUCCGUCUUCUAGGACAUCUAACAGACAAGUAAACACAUAAAAUGUAUGUAUUUAUCUAUUUCAUGUGGUACUCUUGUUUCUCAUACAUGUUAAGGUGAUGUGCCUCAUAAGUAAUAAAUUAAAGAUAUAGACAGUAAAAAUAGACUGUAAAAGCAUUAAAGUAACCAUGGUUGUUUGAAUUCCUAAAAACAACCAACAAUUUUAAAGGCCUGGUAAAAGUAUUUAUUUAUUCAAAUAUUCAUAGACAGCAAUUUAUAUUUUAUUUCAUCGAAAGGUAUUCAGCUUGUACCAACAAGGAGUAAGAGUUUGUGCCAUGGCAGCCUCCCUAGACAAGGAGUUAUAGCCAAGAGGGGCCCCUUCCUGGCUGCCACUUUCUUCACCUCUGAGGGUUGGGGUACCUGGAGAAGGGCCUCCAGCAAUGAGGUUAAGGGCCCACUGCCUGAUAGAUAGAUAAUUUAUUACGGUCAAAGACCAGCUCGCAUAACACAAUAAAAACAGCUUUCAUAAAGAUAAAAUAUGCAAUUAUGUAUAUGUAGAUUAUCUUAGCCCCACCUACAAUUACCCAUAGGUACAUGUAACAUAACUUGCUAACUAGCACUCUGGGCCCCUGUGCAAGAUUUCUACUUUUGUAAGCUAGCAGCUCAGGAUAGUGCUGAUGUGUCUCACAGAUGCUUUAAUAAGUGACAUCCUUUUACCAGUUAGCGAUAUUUGCUGUCUGCUGUGCUAUCCAAUGAUGUCAUCAUGCAUACUUAAUAAAAGGUGUUUUAUUUAUUUAUUGCUUUUUAUUACAUUUAAAUCCCACCUUCCUUCCAGGGAACUCAAGGUGUUGUACAUGGCCCUCCCCAUACUCAUUUUAUCCUCACAACAACUCAUGGGGUAGGUUAGACUGAGAGAUUGCAAUUGCUCCAAGGGGAAGCAGUGAGUCUUUGUCUCCCGGGUCCUUAUUAUUGCUUUAAAGGUUAGCUCGUGCUUCCUUAAUAGUUUGCAUGUGGAAGUGCCUUUUUGUGCCUAAUAUCACCAUGGAAAGAUGAAGAGAGGAUUGUUGGUAAAUAUUGGCUUGAGGAAACUAGCAUUUUUAAGGACAUUGUGGCCCUGCUGUAGGCCAUGGUAGCAAUCAGGGAGGUAGCUCUUGUAGAAGAGCAUAAUGGCUGCCCAGGACCAUGGAAAAAGAUCAGAGCAAAUUCAGCACAAAUUACAUGAGUGUGAUGAACAAAUUGAGCUGCUUGUUAGGCAGCUCUUGAGAAUAAAGAGCUCCCUGAAUUUCAGAGCAUGCAGCAGUAGAAUUAUAUCACAAAGCACUUUACUAAGCAAUGUAGGCUGGGAAUUAAAUGCAAAAUAAUGGGUUUGGGGUGGGGAGAAUCCCAAGCAUCUUUUAACAGAAGAGGGAAAGAUGAAAGAGAAAAUACUGAGUUUUUCUUAAGGAACAGGUCUCCAUUGUACUUUGCAUGCAUGAAAAAUUUAAAAUAAGCACUUGUCCUUCUAGAAUGCUUUCCCACUUCCAGCACAUAAUUUCAUUUUAGCUGGUGAAGGGCAAAGCGCAGGGUUUUGUUUUUAAGUUAACUGAGUUGCAUGGCGAUUGUGAAAUGUAGCAUAAAGACUUAAACACAGCUACAAUUAAACCGCUUAUGUGGGAGUUGUAUAGGUAUACGCUCUUAAAACUCUAUUCAUGAAGUGUCCUGCAUUCAGUAACAGUAGUUUUCAAAUGUCAGUUUCUAGCUUUAGAGGAACAUUUCCUGUAUUGCUCCUAACUAUCAGAAUCUCAGCACUUUGCCAAAGAUCUGCAGCAUAUUCUAGGGACCAAAUUGGACCUUUACUGCUCCUCUGUAUGACCUGAGUGGGUUCUAAAGUAUAUGUCACACUCUCCUCGGCAAUGCACUGCAGGGGGAACAUGGGAAGUGACCUCACACUGAAUCAAACCAUGGAUCCAUCUAGCUCAGUGUUGUCUACACUGAUAGACAGUGGCUCUCCAGGAUUUCAGACAGAUUGGGAUUAAACUUGAGGCUUUCUGCAUGUAAAGCAGUUUCUCAAGCUAUGGCCUUUCCCCAAUUUAUAAGCCAAUCAUAUCUCAGGUAUAGGUGCCUGUCAUCACUGUUCUUAUCAUUGAGAAAGUUGUAAGUUCCUCAGCACUCAGGAGUGAUGAACACACAUCUAGUUAGGAUGCCAUAUGAAUGGUGCUGGUAGAUCGGUGAAUUCUAAGUCCAGAUUUAACACAAUUACAUAGAAAUUAGAUCCAGUUAAAAAGCCUCGUUAAAAAGCCUUGGAUAUCCUUCAGCCUCCCCACCCCCAAAUGCACAGUAUUUUUUCCAGUUCAUUUGAGGGAGAGACUGUAGGGAGGUAACCUUGCAAAGGUCUACCUUUGAGAGCCCUUUGGCACUCAGUAUAAACCUUCUGUGUGUGCAUGAUUGGGCAGCUCCAGUAUUAAAACACACAGAUGUCUGCUGCCAUUUAGUUUGGCACAAAGCAAUUGUAAGUGGAUAGGGCAGGUGACUGCUAAGUGUUUCAUAUCUAAUACAUUCACAUUAUUACUGAAGUUAGAGUACCUCAACAUUUGCAUUUAUUCUACAGUUUUAGCAAGUUGAGUAAAUUUUCUAGACCAACAGAAGACAGUGAGUGGAACAGUCAGCCUGAGUUGCCAUCAUUAUAAAGGAGCAGCCUAAGAUGUGGGUGGAGGUUUGUGUGCUUGCAAACAAAUUAAAAUUUGGGUUCUAUUCUAGUCGAAUGCCUCUCUCUAUUUGGUAGAGAGUGCUAAUUAUACCAGACAGUUGCCACAUUCAAUAAGACUGCAAGACAUAAAUAAGGUUUUAGGCAGUAGAUUGGAAUGGAGCAAUGAUGAUUCAGAAUGCAGCUAUAUAGAUUGUGUAAUUCUAGUUUUCACAGCUCAAACAUUUCUCUUUCUCUGCAGUGUUAAGUUGUUAUGAUGUUCAUGGACAUCCUGGAUUCUGCAAGUUAUUAAUCAAAGAAUAAUAUAGGUAGCACAGUUGAGCACCACAUGAGAGCAGAGGUUUCAGCCUCUUGGUCAAUCCAUGAAAGCAAAGAGGUUUCUGUUGAUAUCAUAAGCAGUGAGAAGGAGUGAUGACACCUUUGCAAAAGGUCCCCUUCUCCCUCUGGUGCAGUACCAUUAUUAGAUCUCAUAGAAGUUUCGGGAAAUGAGAUGAAGUGCUCCUUUAUUCUUCCUAUAUAAGACACUCUAGUAAGGGCACCAAGUGUGGAAGGGGUCCCUUUUCAAAGGAUAAAGAGACUUUAUUUUUGCUCCCUGGGGGAGUGCUGGGGAAUGGAACUAUCUUUGUUCAGUAGCGUCUACAGCUGGUGAAUGAAUUAUAGCUUGGGCCCUUACUAAGAGUGAUGGACCCUGAGCAUACCUUGAAACUACAAACCUCUUCUAGUUUUGUGUAUGUUGAACCCAUUCUGCGUGGGAUUGUGCUCUCAUGGAGGAAAAACAAAAGAAAAGCAGGUUUUCAGUUGAAGAGGUGCCUUGAAAAGCUGUGUAGGAGUUGUGAAAUGAGGACUGCUUUUUAAAAGGUUUGCGUUUCUGUGCCUUACAUAGUUCAGAAUAAGGCACUGACUGUACCCUGAAGCAAAAACUCCAUCCUUACAACAUUUGCCAAGGUGUCAUGGAAGCUGCCUAAUAGAACAGUUUGCUUGGCAUUUGCUUGUGCAGAACGGGCAGCAGUUAUACCUAAAAAUGCCUCGUAUCCAGAAUGAAAUCUGAGCACACCUGAUCUCCUGGCUGCUAGUCUGUUGUGGUUGGACUACAAAGGCUGCUACAUUCCCAGGACAAUCAACAUCCUGGAGAUUAAUAGUUUUGAUAAGAUCGUUUGUUAGCAACUUUACUCAGGUGUCUAAACAUUUGUUAUCAAAGGGAAAUGAAGUUCCGGAACACUGCUCUGUGGUUCAACUGAAAAGGUUUCUUUGCAGAAUAAAAGUGACCAGAAGGAAAUGGAAACGUUCAAAGGGUAGUAAGAAUGGUUUUCAGAAUACCGUAGCUUCUUGUAUUCUACCUGUGUCUAUCUUGAUAUCAAAGGGCUUGUUUGUAUUCUCUGUCAAUACCCUUGACUUUUGAACCUAUUUGUGUAUAUCUGUUGUUUUAAAUUAAUGCAGUAUCUGUGACUAAUAUCAUUCAAUCCUGGAACUGAGCAACCACGCUCCCUGACAGACAGAAUUGGUGUUGGAGAUCGUAUCAUUGGGCAACUGCUGAGGCCCCCACACAUGUAGGGACUCCACUUCCAGCCCUGCCACUAUGACUUCUCCUUGCUUAUGAAUCAUGUUCACCUGUCCUCUCUGAGCAUGAAAACAAUGACUAGAGUCAGAAGAUUGCAGCAUCCUCCAAAUUGCCUUGCCCAUGCCUUCUGGGAGGUUGUGUGGAUUGGGCCUAGAGGGAGAAGGCAAGCACAGUGGUGGCUAUGGCAAGGUCUAGUGUCAUAUUUGUAUAAAUCUUCAUAGAGGUUUAAUUCUGUCCUCAACAAAAUUUGAGAAGGUGGUGGGAACUGAACUGGGACUUAGAAACUGAAGAAGAGGCAUGGAACAGACUGUGAACAAAAAUGCCAUACAAAUCCUUAUUGGCAACAACCAGAGAAUGAGCCUUUAAAAUUUUGCUUGGCUGGAACUUAACACCUAGAUGCCUAGCCUAUAUAAAACUGAACUGUUCUCUUAGGGUUGCGUUUUGUUAACUUGGCUCUUUUUGUGCUUUUCCUCCUUCUUUCUUAGUUCAUCAUUUAUCUAUAAGGGAUCACAUGUUGUGGAAAUGUGUAUACAUUAUUAAAAGGAGAUUAAAUAUGAGCUCUAAUUCUGGUUCCUCUGCCUGUUUUGUAGCCAAUAGAUUUCUAAGGGCUAAACAUAAAUGUUCGGCUAAAUAUACUUUGAGCUGUUACCCUUGUCUGACCUUAUCAUGUAGGCCCAGUUCCUUAUUUAAUUUUCUGCUAAUGUUUUCUAAAGCAAUAUAUAUUUCUUGGGUGGAUGGAGUUAAUCAGAGUACUUGUUUACAUUGAUUGGAUCAGAUUGUGUCUUUUUCCUUUCUCUUCUCGUUCAGGCAGCUUAGGAUAGUUACAGGUGAAUGGUUUUUUGAAGAGAGAGCAAAGCGCUUCAAACAAUCCACCCUCCUUGGAAGUGAUGUCGUUAGAAGGUCUAUCCAACGCAAAGCCCCAGGUAAAAAUAACAGGAGGGAAAUGUGUUUGUUCUUCCUAUGUAUAGCUAAAGCCUUGUUGUCCCCCUAAUUGAUGGUUAUAGUCUUAGUGCUGCAUAAUGAGCUGGGGCUUGCUGACGCCUUUUUAGUAUUGAAACUUUUUUUAAUACAAUGGAAACCCCUUGGUCCCUUAUCCAAGAGACUACUCUGGCCCACACCUACUUUGUUUUAGCAGCACCAGAACAUAAAAGACUCCCACACUACUCAGUCAAAAAUAUUGAUAUGCCACAAUCCUGUUCUACUGAAACCAGUGAGUUGUGUGCAUCUGGGCUCAGGAUUGCUGCCAUGGCUUACAGCAAAGUAUAGACCCUCUCAUCAUAUGCCACACUUGCAGGGGGUUUUCCUGUUCAUGCCUGUGCACAUGGGUUCCAUGUGCAAGCACAGGAUUUCCUCUUGUAGCAGAGAAUAUUGCCUCCAGCUCAUUAUAGUAUUCAGACUCAGAGUUCUCAACAGCUUUCCUUUAUACACUGAACUAUGUAUAAUACUGUAAGGGGGAUUAUCAUGCCAUUGGACAGCUUUCACCUGCCUGUUAUUUCCCAGCUUUUUUGAACUACAACUAGACAGCUGGAGGGCACUAGGUUGGUGAAAGCUGGCAUAGAGAUGUAAUGCAGCCAAUUCUGCAUGCAUACAUUAUGAAUGAGGCAAUAUGGGAUUGUCAUAAUGCAUGCUGGUGGCCCUGCUAGGUGUGUAAUACACUCUAGUCUGAACAGUUGCAAUUCUCGUAGUUCUGUUCUAUAGAAAACACAGUUGUUGCAAGGGGUGUGUGGGUGUUCAGCUUUGUAAUGAGAGUAAUGCUUUUUAUCUUUUGAAUGUCUAAAAUCUUGGUAACGUGUCUACUAGGGUAUAUUGAAUUCCCCUAGUAGGAGUUAUUUAUUUAACAAACUGUAUAUACUGCUUGAUACUAAGAAAACCUUUAAGGCAUACUUACUACCUAUCAGAGAUGUGGUAGCAUCUACAUUAGCAGGAGGUUGAACUAGAUAACCUCUGAAGUACCUUCUAACCUUAUGAUUCUGUGACCAGUGUCUGCUUCUUCUUUUAAGUGCCUGGUUCUCUUGUUCAUGUCAUAUUUUUUUUUAAAAAAAUAUGCUAUUCCUGUUUGUGUUUUUCUUCUUGUUGUGUCAUUUCUACCACCCCUCUCAUUAUUUGCUCAUGUUAGCUGCAUUGGGCACUUUGUUUGAAACACAGCGGUGAGAUAAAAAAAGAUUAGAAGAUAGGGAUGUAGUCAGUGAGUGAGAACAAAACUCUGGACUUAUGGGCCGUUGGCCUUAUCCAUAUGCUCUUACGUUCUUCAGUUGUGGAUGCUUCUGUACUUGCAGACCAUGUUCAAAUGAAUGGUGUGUUGGUGUUUCACUUUGGACAGCUGGUUUAAACUUCUUGUUAAAUCAGUGGGAAACUUGCCUUUGAUCCCCUUUAUUAUUUUAAAAGUGCCUUUUUUCUUUUUAAGAUCCUUCCUCUGAAGCUACAGGAGGAAAACUCAAAGAUCAGUCUCCAGAGAGUUCAGAGGAGACUUCAAAGCAAGAUGUGCUUGCUUCCUUUUCAAGUGGGGCAAAGUCAGUCUUCAGUGGGCACAGAAAUAUUGGGUAAGGCAACAGUUUAUAAUCUGAAUGCUGAAGUGGAUUUCUGUUUAGAUUCACUCCAGAGCAUUCCAUCAUUUGGACCCGAUGACUGAGACCUUUUUCUUUCAGCAAGGAUUUGUUGUUUGCUUCAUUUAUAUUUGAAACAUUUAAAGGAUGUGUGGUUCCUAACUGGAUUCUCCUUUGAUAAGAGAUUCUGAAGCAGCCUAUGGAGGGGCUCCCUUUUGUGUGGUGUUUGUGGCUUCCUCAGAUAACUUUCUUGGCAUUCAAACAAAAUGUUUCUUCCAUCUUCCUGACUAGAACCACAAGGUGGUAUUUGCUAUGCAUCGUAAAAAGGGCUUCCCCCUCUCCCUCAAAAUAACAGAACUUGGGAUUAGUCCAUGAAACUAAUUGACAGGAAAUUGAUAACCACCCAAAGGAAGUACUUCUUCACACAGUGUAUGGUAAAUUUGAGGGGUACACUGCCAUGAGCUACAGUGGUGGCCUCUAGCUUAAAGGAAAUUAGAGAAAUUCAAGAUGGCUGUAUACCAGAUCCUUGUUCAAAUGUAGCAUAACUCUGAACGCUGGUUGCUAGGGAACUGUGUCCUGCUUCUUGGCUUCCCGGGGGCAUUUGGUCGGUCACUGUGGGAGACAGGAUGCUGAACUAGAUAGGCCCUUAGCCUGAUGCAGCAGGGUUCUUCUUAUGUCCUUAAAAUAUUGAAGAUCCAGUAAUGUCCUAAUGACAACACUGAAUCCACUUGCCUUCUUUUCUGCUACUGCUAAGAAAUGUGUGCAACAGCAAAUGGGGCACUGGCACAAGAAACAGACGGUGCAAAUUUAGGUUGUGUGUGAGUGUCUCAUUGCACCAUGUAGUGUUUAUUUAAAAAUAAAAAUAAAAAUGGUAAGGCCUUAGAAAAUAUUUAACAGGUCUGGUAGUUAAUAAAUAUUUUUAUGAGUGAAUGGGAACCCUUACAGCCCCUUCUCAAAGCCAAAACAUAACGGAAGACACGGGAUAAUUACUGCUGUUCCUUCUUCGUUUUGUACAGUUGAAGCACACAAAUCCCUGAGAUUCUGCUUUUGGGGAUAAAGGCCGAACCCAGUAGAGUGUAAAUAUUAAAUGAUGCUUUACUUUUGAAAAAUUGCAAUACUUUAGAAAAAUUACUUGUCUUUCAUGUUAUCUCUAUUAUAGCAGAAAAUUGCACAGUGCUACAGUUUAGAUACAUUCUUUCAUUAACUUUCACCUUUGUCACAAUAUCUAAACUUGUUUUUGAAUCUUGAUGUGAAACAAAAUGCAACAAGCUUACAUGAAAAUAUACCAUGGUGUACAGUUCUCAUGAGCAUCUUAAACAGAAAAAAGGAAAACUUAUGUAUAAUCGUUAUAUGGGUCCUGUAUUUUGAUGGCUACCUGGUUGCCUUGACCUUUCUAUUGAACAGAGCUUUAUUCAAGGCUAAAGGAGAAAUCGCAGUUGUGAAGGCAGAAGAUGGAAGAAGCAUCAGCUCAGAUGUUGAUGUCCAGAGUAUAAAUAGUGCUGAUAGGUAAGAGAAAUGGUAUGACCUUUGUACGGUUGAACUUAAUUUCUCCACUGGCUUCAGAAACUGAUACAGAUAUUGAAAUUACUGUAGUCCUUCCUUCCUCCUUCUUUUUGCUGAAACCACUCUGACUUAAGGUUCGCUGAUGCUCAUUUUCUACAUGCACACAUUUCUCUUGCAAGUUGUAAAGCAAGGUGUGGUCUUGUGUCAAUUUUGUUUGCUGGUGGUUAGAGGGGGAGGUGGUACUGAGCCCUAGUAGUCAGUAAGCUGCACUCAUCAUCCCCAUCCAGCUCAGCUAGCAGCCAAGGAUGAUGGGAGUUGUAGUAGAACAACAUCUGGGGACCCAAGUUUGAAGAACAUGGCACUAAAGAAUACAAGCUGUCAUUGUAAAUGAUCCUGUUUGCCAUCUCACUACUUCCCUAAGAAGUCUUUAUGGGGUAGGUGGGGGUUGAUGGUUGUUCACAGCAGUAAAUUAGAAGGUGAUAUGGCAUAAUCAGCCAAGCAAAAAUGUAAUGUGGGUGUCAUUUCUAGUAUAUGAAUGGAAUUACCAAAAAAAAAAAGCAGAAAGGUUGCUUAGACAGUGAAGUGAUGUGUUUUUAAGUUAAAACGUCAGUUGCAUUUAAAAGCAAAGUUAUUCUAUUAUACAGCUUUUUAUUCAAUUUCCUAGCAAAUGAGGAUGGAUUCCUUGAUGAAUACCAAAUUUAAAAUUCCCAUUGCUGAAUUUUGAAAAGAUACUGGCUUUCUCAAACCUUAGUAUUAUUGAAUGGAAGGAUAGUAGUGUUCUGAGAUGUGCGUGUUUUGAAAUGUCACAAAAAUCAAAUUGGCGAAGCAUUGGAAUGCAGUUCAGGUCAGGAAUCAACAGCUUGAGACAAAUAAGGCAAAUUGGAGCAUUGCUGCUCUUGAGCAGACAGGGCAGACAGAUGGAGGUAUUUAGAGCAGCUGAACAGUGUGGUGAAAUCUCAAAUGUCUGUGGAAUGGCAAGUGUCCCUGGAGCAUUGAACAAUGUCAGAACCAUCAUGCCACACCAUGUGGCCAACAUGCCAGACUGCUGCACCAUGGGCAUGUUCCAUUGAAGGCCUGUUUAUCAGCUGUAACUAAUUCCAAGUGUCCAAAAGAGUAGAACUGCAUGUUGCAGAUAGAUUGUGUGUGACGAAAAUGCAAUAGCUGCUUUCCCCCUAGGAAGAGUAAUUAUGGAGCAGGCUUUUGGAGCAGAGAAGCUAUGAAGGAGGAAUAAUAAUAAUAAUAAUAAUAAUUUAUUAUUUGUACCCCGCCCAUCUGGCUGGGUUUCCCCAGCCACUCUGGGCGGCUUCCAUAGAAACAAAAAAUACAGUAAAAUAUCACAGAUUAAAAGCUUCCCUGAACAAGGCUGCUUUAAGAUGCCCUCUAAAUGUCAGGUAGUUAUUUAUUGCUUUGACAUCUGAUGGGAGGGCGUUCCACAGGGCGGGCGCCACUACCGAGAAGGCCCUCUGCCUGGUUCCCUGUAGCUUUGCUUCUCGCAAUGAGGGAACCGCCAGAAGGCCCUCGGCGCUGGACCUCAGCGUCCGGGCAGAACGAUGGGGGUGGAGACGCUCCUUCAGGUAUACUGGGCCGAGGCCGUUUAGGGCUUUAAAGGUCAACACCAACACUUUGAAUUGUGCUCGGAAACGUACUGGGAGCCAAUGUAGGUCUUUCAAGACCGGUGUUAUGUGGUCUCGGCGGCCGCCCCAGUCACCAGUCUAGCUGCCGCAUUCUGUAUUAAUUGUAGUUUCCGGGUCACCUUCAAAGGUAGCCCCACGUAGAGCGCAUUGCAGUAGUCCAAGCGGGAGAUAACCAGAGCAUGCACCACUCUGGCGAGACAGUCCGCGGGCAGGUAGGGUCUCAGCCUGCGUACCAGGUGGAGUUGGUAGACAGCUGCCCUGGAUACAGAAUUGACCUGUGCCUCCAUGGACAGCUGUGAGUCCAAAAUGACUCCCAGGCUGCGCACCUGGUCCUUCAGGGGCACAGUUACCCUAUUCAGGACCAGGGAGUCCUCCACACCAGCCCGCCCCUGUCUCCCAAAAACAAUACUUCUGUCUUGUCAGGAUUCAACUUCAAUCCAUUAGCCGCCAUCCAUCCUCCAACCGCCUCCAGGCACUCACACAGGACCUUCACCGCCUUCACUGGUUCUGAUUUGAAAGAGAGGUAGAGCUGGGUAUCAUCUGCAUAUUGAUGGACACCCAGUCCAAAUCCCCUGAUGAUCUCUCCCAGCGGCUUCAUAUAGAUGUUAAAAGCAUGGGGAGAGGACGGAACCCUGAGGCACCCCACAAGUGAGGGCCCAGGGGUCUGAACACUCAUCCCCACCACCACUUUCUGAACACGGCCCAGGAGGAAGGAGCGAAACCACUGUAUAACAGUGCCCCCAGCUCCCAGCCCCUCUAGACGGUCCAGAAGGAUGUUAUGGUCGAUUGUAUCAAAGGCCGCUGAGAGAUCCAGCAGAACCAGGAAACAACUCUCACCUUUGUCCCUAGCUCGCCGGAGAUCAUCAACCAGUGCGACCAAGGCAGUUUCAGUCCCAUGGUGAGGCCUGAAUCCCGAUUGGAAGGGAUCCAAAUGGUCCGCAUCCUCCAGGCGUGCCUGGAGUUGUUCAGCAACCACGCGCUCAAUCACCUUGCCCAAGAAUGGAAGAUUUGAGACUGGGCGAUAGUUGGCCAUACUGGCCGGGUCUAAAGAUGGUUUUUAAGAAGCGGUUUAAUGACCGCCUCUUUCAGCGGAUCUGGGAAUGUUCCCUCACAGAGGGAAGCAUUCACCACCCCGCAGAGCCCAUCGCCCAGCCCUUCCCGGCUUGCUUUAUUAGCCAGGAUGGGCAAGGAACAGGAGACAGGUGGUUGCUUUCACGCGUCCAAGCAGCCUGUCCACAUCCUCGGGGGUAACGGAUUGAAAUUGAUUCCAUGCAACUUGACCAGACAGAGCUCUAGCACUCUCCCGCCCUGGCCCUGCUCCCACGGUGGUGUCUAGCUCCUUCCGAAUAUGAGUGAUUUUAUCUGCAAAACUUUGCAAAAUCGUUGCAGGAGAUCUUGGGGUCUUUACAAUGCCCCGGUGGUAAAGGUGGUUCCGUUAAAUUGCGAACCACCUGAAAGAGUCUCCUGCUACUAUUUUCUGCAGAUGCAAUAGAGGCGGUGAAGAAAGUCUUCUUCGCCGUCGCUAUCGCCACUUGGUAGGCUCGACGUUGAGCUCUAACCUGUGUCCGGUCAGAUUCGGAGUGAGUUUUCUGCCACCGACGCUCUAGCCGUCUCAGCGAUUGUUUCAUCGCCCUCAGCUCCGAAGAAAACCACGGGGCUGUCCGGGCUCCAUGCAAUCGGAGAGGGCGCGUCGGAGCCAGACAGUCGAUAGCCCUGGUUAACUCCGCAUUCCAGCGGGCCACCAGGGAAUCAGCUGAAAGGCCAUCAACAUGGGCUAAAGCAUCCCCUACCACUCUCUGGAAACCAUUUGGAUCCAUUAAGUGGCGGGGGCGGACCAUCCGAAUUGGUCCCACCUCCCUGCAGAGGGGAAGGGUCGCGGAGAAGUCCAGUUGCACCAGGAAGUGAUCUGACCAUGGCACUUCUUUUGGACAAGGGUGCUUAACACUUCUUCGGUGGGCCUCUUCUCCACUCCAGAUCCACACCCACAGAGCUAAUUGUCAGUUGUAAAAACAGCUGAUGGGGGCAAAAGUUCAAGUGCCUCUUUCGCCUGGGGUCUUCUGUUCCAAACAGAAGGGAACAGGUAACAGGAGGCCACUUACUUUCCCCUACUUGUGACAUAUGCAAUACCAGGGAUCAGCAAACUUUUUCAGCAGGGGGCCGGUCCACUGUCUCUCAGACCUUGUGGGGUGCCGGACUAUAUUCCUAUGCCCCACAAAUAACCCAGAGAUGCAUUUUAAAUAAAAGCACACAUUCUACUCGUGUAAAAACAUGCUGAUUCCCGGACCGUCCGCAGGCCGGAUUUAGAAGGCGAUUGGGCCAGAUCCGGCCCCCGGGCCUUAGUUUACCUACCCAUGCACAAUACAUUUCUUUCUAUGGGUGAGAGCAACCAGUCUCACCCUGAGAUUUUUCUGCAAAAAUGGGAAUAAAAUGCUGGUGGGGGAAAAACAGAAGAGAAACAACAGCAAAGCAGCAGAGAAACAGAAACAUCUUCCUCCAGGAAGGCAGAGCAUAUAUGAGUUCCAAUAUUUAACUAAAGAAUUGGAAUGUCGUUGUGUGACUCUGUUAAACACAGAGAUGCUCUGAUCCAAUUUUGUGAAGCCUGAAACUACUAUCUCCUUUAUAAACUAAAGAUUAGGUGCUUAAUUGGCCCUGGAGUGUUUCUUCUCUGGGGGAAAAAAAAUACUGACGAGAAGCCAAAGAACGACGGUUUAAGAAAGGUGAUGAAUGACAAAUUCAGUUUAUGGGGGUGUGACAGGUAACAUUACAUGGCUGGGUAGCAAUUUCAGUGGGUUUGUUCUUUAUAAUGUCUGAAAGGCCUAACUGGAUCUGCUAAGAGGCAUGUGGGAUGAAGCUCAAGAGAUGGUAAACUGAAAUUACCUUGUGCAAACUCAGUUCCUGAAUGCUACUUACAUUAUUGCCAUUGAGUGCACUUCUGAUUUCAGAGUUGAGUUCUUUGUGGAAGAUCUGAAGCUCACCCUUUAUGUUAUGAAAUAGUGUGUCUUUCUGAUGCAGUAUUAGCUGUCCUAAGAGGAUAGAUUUUUGGCACUGUUUCCUUAGGGUGAGCACCUAUUCUCUCAAUAUGGAGGAACUGCCUGCUGGGCUGAAAGGAGCAGUUUGUGCCGCAAACCGAAGCAAUUCUUCUACUCCAGUCCAUCCAAGGUCACCAGCACUGAGCACACGCAGCAUGACUGUAGAUUAUGGCAGAGUAAGUUGACUAAUUCCCAAAUUGUUCUCUUUAGACUUUACUGCCUCCAAAGAGGUUUAAAAAAGAGACAGUUGAAACAUGAAUCGAGUUUUCAUUCAGGCAAAACUCAAAUCUAUGCUCCUUCUAAAUGUUUUCUGGUCAGGGCUCUUUUUGUAUACAGAAAUUCCCUGCCCAUAGAAAACCAGAUAUUUGGGAGAAGGAAUCUAAACUAGCUUUCUCCCUGACAUGCUAAGCUUCUGUGUGCCGGUGUCUUAUAAACGGAGGAGCAUUCAAGCAUGUGACCUCUCCAUCGUAGUCAGAACUGAUGAGAACAAGUCUCUAAUCUUAAUAAGGAGUGAACAUGGAGUUAUCCCAUGUUGUUUUCACAACCACCUUGCUUGAUUGUUGAGAGACUUGUGACCUGCCUAAGGCUACCCAGUAAGUUGUAUGGAUGAGCAAGGAUUUGAACUUGGGUCUCCCUGGUUAAAAUUUAACCACAUGCCUCCUACACUUCGUUGAUUUAACCAUUAUGUUGGCUUCUAUCAAACUCAGUGGCAAAACCCACAUUGACUUUAAUAGGACAGGAUAAUAACCCAAAUCUCUUAAAUUUUACAUUAGACUUGGGGAUCAGACUACUACCGACUUCAUUUGGGCAGCAGGUAUUCAUUCAUUCACCUUUGCUGGCUGGAGUCCCCUGGGAGGAUGAUGUGCCAAUUUAAGUUCAGGCAAUACAGAAAAACACAUUGAAAAUAAUGCAAACAAUUAGCACUCUUCCAUGCCCCCACUUGAGUAAUGUCUGAAGCCUCUCUUUUCUUAGUUGUUUUUUAAGACCAGUGUGAAUUAGGACAUUAGUCCAUUCAGAGCAAAAGAAAACAAAGGUGAGAAAAAGUGUCCUGCCUAAGGCUAUCCAGAACCAAAUGCAGUACAAUGAGGAUAGUUUAGUGACUUUUGAAACAGAGUACUGAUCCAAUCAUGCAGGGGUGCAAGGUAGCAUUCAGGUUUUUUUUAAUAAAAAAAAAAUACAUAAAUCAGGGAGAGACUUGGUGGCUUUUGUCCCAUGGCUUACCUCCCUGCAGACCCUCUUCCCCAAUUUUCUCUCAGCCAGGUCACUUAUCUUAUUCAAAUUCUAGUGGGAAGAAAAUUGCCUGUUGUGAGGGUUCAGAUCCUUUUACUCACACAUUCCUGCCUUGAAAAUUGGAUCCUGUGUCCCCCAUUUCAAUGUGACUGGGCAGUGCUAUGACGCGUUUGACCCACUGGAAUUUUUUUGGAAAAUCACUUGAGUUCACUGAAUGAAUCUGUAUUUGUGGGGAGGUUUUGACAACAACCAACACUAAAUCUAAAGAUUAAACUUUUGGUCAUUUACUAACCAUGAAUGGUCAAAACUAAUUUGGUUCAGCUUUUCAGGAUGGGAACACUGGCUGUUGUGAAGACAUCAGUUUGCAUAAACAUUAUGUUUGUAGCAGACAUAAUAAAAGCUUAGGAGAAACUGGGCACAUUUGCAAAAAAUAUUUUGCAGAUGGCAUUUUUUCUCUUGGCUGCUCAAAUCCUGCAGACUCUCCAUAGAGGCUGAUAUUUAACUCUGCUUACAUUACAUAUAGCAAAAUGGUAAAUAUGGCAGUUGCUGACAGAAUGUCUUGUUUUUGCUUUAAUGUGUUCACUUUUAUAUUUAAUAUAUUUUGCCACUUUUAUAGUUUGCAAUAUGUUCUGUUUCUGGGGCACAUAGAUUUAUUUGUAUUUAUUAGCUCACUCAGAUAAAUCAGAUUAUUUCAUCAGGAUUCUUAGUAUGGUUAGGCAGUGUCAUGCCUAACUGUACUUCACAGAUACAGAGCAAACAAACAGAUGGAAAGUAGGAGAAGUUUGCAUUUUUAGCAUAUAGUUUAGCAUAAAGUUUUUGGCACUGCCAACAAACAGAACUGUUGUAGUGGGUUAAAGAACUUGCCUUUUUCAUAAAGAGGUUUUGUUUUUGUUUUUGUUUUUAAAUAGCAUUGUAUAUGGAAUAUCUCUGUUUCUUCUCUUUGGGAAGGAUCCUGGAUUAGAAAAAGGCACUGCUAUGCCUGCAAGUGAAAGUAUACCAGCAGAUCUAGCAAAAAAGCAUCGCAGGAAAGCAUCUGGAACACCCUCUAUAGCUGUUUCUAGGACAUCUAUGUCAUCUGGUAAGCUUUUUCUUCAUUGCUACCGUUUUCUCCUUCCUGUUUUUCCUUUCAUUUAUUCUCAUUUGGAAUAAGCCCCACCCACCCCUACACACUUUUGCUUAAAACCUAAGAGGCAACCAUUUCCAGGUUAGACUGUUUUAUCCAUCUAGCCCACUAUUGUCUCUUCUGACUGGCAGAGGCACUUCAGGCAGAGGUCACCUGCUGCCUGUUCCUUUUAACUGGAGAUCCCAAGGACUGAAUCUGCAGGCAAAAGAUGUACAAUGGUACUUCCAUUGUUUUAUUUCUCAUUAGCACCUGCAAUUUGUAAUCCUUGCCAGGAUUCCACUGCUUCCAUUUGAAGAAUGAUCGGUCCAUCUGCCUCUGCAUUUUACUUUAUACUUUUAUUUAUGCCUCUUAUAGUUCACCAUAUUUCUUCUUUGGUUUAUGGCCGUUUUUAAAUAUUUUUUUUAAAAAAUGGCUAAGUUGCCAGAAUUCUGGGUAUUCAGUUGUGUGCAGCUUGAUUUUUCUCUCUCCUUUGCUUGGCUUCUGCAGAAGACAGGAGAAAUGAAGCUUCUGUAAUGUACCAGAGGGAUUCUUGUCCUAGCCCACUGCUCUGGUUCUUACCUUUUACUCUCUCUCUUUUGCUUUGGAAUAGAGUGAGGAGAGGAAACUGACAUUUGUGGGGAGCUGCAGAGAAGUUUGUAUACCAUGAACGGGGGGGAGGGGAAUCAAGGGUGGUAUUGGAAUAGAAUUUACUGUAUAAUUUUCAAAGAAUCUGCUUUUUCCUUCCCCUUCUGUUUUUCAGAUCACAGUAGAUCAGAGAGAGAUCUCAGUGUAUCCUUCUCAGAAGGCAAUGAGGAUACUUUAAGCUUAAGAAGUAAAUCUGUACCUGAAGCGUUGGACCAGGAGCUGGUGAGUUAAAAUUAUGCCACAGUUUAGAACUAUGCCAUUUUGUGUUUUGUUGUUUAGUCGUGUCCGACUCUUUGUGACCCCAUGGACCUGAGCACGCCAGGCAUUUUAUGUUACAAGGGCUUAAAAAAAAAGGUUUCAACUGAAUCCAAUGGUUCACUUGUAUCACACUCCAUGCUGUGACUAAAUGUAUAGCAGCAGAAAUAAGAAUAUAAGAGCUCUGCUAGAUCAGGCCAAAGCCUACCUAAUGUAGCCCCCUGUUCUCACAGUGGCCAUCCCAGGUGCUCAUGGGAAGCCCAUAAGCAGGUCAUGAGCACAACAGCACUUUUGUGUUCAUGAUCCUCAACAACUGGUAUUCAGAGGCAUAGGUAAUACUCUAAUCACGACUGGUGUAAGCAACCUUGGAAAGGUAGGAUAGAAGUUGGGGGUGUGCACUAACCACAAGAUUCAGUUUGGACCCCAAUUCAGCAUUUUGGAUAACAGCUGCAUACCUGAAGUGUGGUUAUAGUAGUCAUUAGAAGUAAUAAACUUGUUGAACAGGAAAGCCUAAGUUACAGGAAGGGCAGGAAUAUUAACUGAAGGUAGAUUGACAUGAUAUAUAGAGAAUUUGGACUGAUAUGGCAUCCAGAAUCAGGAAGUGUGAAGCUAAUGAGAGCAGUAAUUGCCUAAUGGCAUUCUGUGACAUGUAAUUACCCAGAAUAAAUGCAUGCUAGUGGAACUUUUUAAACAAUUUGCAAAACAUAGUUUAAAUCUGCCACCCACUACAGGAAUCUUACCUCAAAUAGGCUAGAAAUUCUGUAACUUCCUCAUGAACAAGUUUCAGCUGUCCCUGUGGCUCAACUGUUCUCUGGAAGGGACAGGGUGAUAGGGAUAAGAGAGAAGACAAAUGCUACUCUUGCAGUGAUAUCCAUUCGAUUGAUAAUCAGCAAGAGAUGAGUUCUAGAGACAUUGUAUGUGAUGAACAGCACAUUUCAGAGCCAGGUGGACAUGCUUAUACUUUUUUUCUUUGUCCAUUAGAGUUACCUGGAUGAGACAGAGGAAGAUAUUGAUGACAUUGUGGCCUCUGGCUACUCAAAGAGACAUACCAAUAUGAUCAGUGGAUUAUCAACAGUAAGUUCUCCAUUACUAUUUAUAUGUAUUUUCCUUGUACAAUUUCUUCCUGUAGUGUAGUGUUGAUGGCCUAGUUCAUGUGUCACUUUAAACCAUAGCUUAAAACCAACUAUGGUUUAAUAUGAACAAGUAGAAUGCGAGUGCAUGCUGCUCAAAAGUUUCCACAGUGCUCUUCCUCUGUUCCUGCACCACGGCCAAAACUAACCAGAAUCUGGCUUGUUGUGUUGUCUGAACCUAGUCUCCAUCAAACAAACUAUGAGCAAGAACAAACUUGGGUUUGUGUGGCAGAAAACAAACCAUGAGCCCAGCUUUGGAUAACCCAACAAGCCAGAUUUUUUACUUGUUUCAUCUGCAGCACAGAAGGAGCAGAGGAAGAGCUGUAGGAACUUUAGAGCAGCACAUACCACCGUGUUUACUCAUUCACAUUAAAUCAUGGUUUGUUUAAAACUAUGGUUUACUAUGACAUAUAUACUUGGUUGAUAUAUGUUAUAUACUAUUCAUUCUUCUCUAUUCAGUACAUUCGUUUUACUCUCCUUUCCUUUAUUCCUCUGCCGACCAUUCUUUGGAGUGUGUGUGGGAACCACAACUCAAGACUAUGUCCGAAUCAAUAAUGAUUUGUGGCCUAAAUCCAAAAUCUGCUCAGCUUUCUCUGUUGUGUCAAAUCCAAAUGUCCCUGAAUGGUGAUUGGACUAGAAUUUGAGGGGAAAGCAGCUCACUGGAGAGGCGUUUAAACUGUUGUUUAGAUUGUGCAUCGAAAGCAUGAAUGAUUUAAGACUCCAACAUGUAAAAUGAAUCUUGGAAUUCUAUCAAUGGACAGAACCAGGGCAGCUAGCCCAGCUGGAGAGAGAAGAAUGCAGUUAUUUAAAGAUGACUUAUUAUAUCUCUGUUGAUGUAUGCAGGGAUGUAGCCAGUAGCUGUUGUCAGGGAAGCCAAUUACAAAGAUAAAUGUGUUUUAGAUAAUAGAUAUACUGUAUACUUGUUGAAUUACUAUAGUCUCACAUAUAUUUUUGUAGAAAGAGAUUCAGCUCUGUAUAUAAUAUAUUCAUCCUGAAGAAGAAAAAGCCACUAUUGCAAAAAGUGGUGAUGUUUAUUUCUGCAAGCCUUGUGACAAUAUAUAAUCAAGAUAAAACAAAAGUGCGUUUCUAGAUUGAUUUGCAUAAUAAGGCCAAGGGUGUGUGCGUAUCACAAUUCCAUGGAAGAACAAAAUUUGGUGGUGAAUUCAGCUUCCUUAGAAUUUCUGCUAUUGUGUUAUUGUUUUGAAAACAACAUGGAUAAGUUUAAAAAUUUGUGGGUGUUCUUUGACGAAGAUCAGAAGCCAGGCAGGUGACUGAAUAUUAUUUCUUGCAGGAGGGAGGAAACUUCGAUAUCUUUGCCCAUCCUGAUUAACAAAAUUGGAAUAUGCUAUGUAUAAGCGAAAUUACGAAAAUCUAUAUAAUUUCCAUAAUUUAUAUGUGUUGCAGAGUUCUUUUGUUUUUCUUUGCACAUAAUUUAAUUUCCUGAGCUCAGAUUGCUAAUACAUUUUAAUACAAAGUGUAACAUGUUUGGCACACCUUUCAGCAAAAAAUGGAAAACAAUACAAUUCCAGUGAUGUAAAUGGCCUGGGAGACAUCCAGAAUAUCUGGAAAAAUAAAACUGCUGAAUAAACUGUUUAUAUUGACAUAGCAGGAAUAAGACAAAUUGGGGUAAUUGGAGAUGUGGAUUACGGGGAAGAGAGUUCUUAUUGCAUCCAGUCACAGUUCUAUGUCAUGUGGGGCCUGCAUAUCAACUGUGGAUGAGGGUCACAGAAGGUAGACAGACCUCAGUGGAAACCUAUUGGCAGAAGGUGUGGAAUGGCAUUCCUGAUGGGGGUAUCAAGUUUUUCUAUAUCCACAGAGGUCGAGAGUGCGCUAGAGCUCUUUUGCCUGUAAAUAUAUGGCAUCCUUAGUGCAUUUGGUUUUAUUUCCGUAGUGUUAUGCUCCACUAAUUUGAGUUUCUGGUUAUUAAAUGCCUCUGCUAAUGACUUUGUACAAUUUGGUAUGCCGUGGCACAGAAAGACAAGACAGACACAGUAGGAGUUCUUGAGUAAUGGGGCUAUACACACACGGCAGAGGGAGUUGGGAAAAGCAUCAACACCCCACUGUCUCACUUUGAGUUAAAGAAUAGAGAAGCGCAAGAACUAAGGGUGCCUACUGAAAGCAACAUUUUAAACAGGGAGUUUUUAGUCAACAUUACAGUAGGAUGGGUACUGUUUAUUCAAAGCUGGAAUGUGCUGAUGCUGCAUGCUGCUCAGUGUGUUGUUGUUGUUAUACAUUUUAUGUUAUUAUUAGUUGCAAAAAUAUUGACAACUGUAUCAUUCUGGUUUAUUCGGAGAGAGAAAGAUUCCCACAAUCAAUUGAGAUUCAGCUUUAGGCUACUUUUGGAUUCUUAGCUGCACCUGGUACUCCAGGUUGUGGCAGCGACAAAGAACACUUUUCAGCAACUUUCACUGAGUGAAAACCGUGUGCACGUCAGAUGAGAUCACUUCAUAUAUCUAACCUCAAGGCUGGGCAAUGGUAUCAUACAUGGGCCCAUUUUGACAUUUUUUCUUCAUCUGGCUCACAGUAAAGGCCAAACAAAAUGUGAUGUAAGGGAUCAGGAGUUGCUUUUUUCUUUUUCUUUAGUAGUUUUUUUUUGGGGGGGAGGGGUUGGAUCUGAUGAAGACCAUGGUGCUGGGAGAGGGAGGUGUUAACCUUUCCCCCAGCACUGUUUUUCUGAUUUAAAAUCCCCUCCCACAAACAGAAGCUCUUUACCCGGGCAAACAUACAGGCACUAGUAUUUUCCCUAUAGGAAAAAUAACAGCAGUUGCCUGUGAUUGAGGGGAACAGUUAUCAAAAAAUGUUGUGAGGGAAAAUAUUUAAGCCCUUCCCCUGGUUCUGCAGGUAGGCUCUAUCCAGUCGCAGGGUGUGGCGGAUAGUAUUUUUCAUUUCAAUCAUGGGAGAUCCUGGUUAUUAACCUCCAGCACAGCUCCAGUUUAGUGUAUGCCACCCUUUAAGCCAGUGCUCCAGUUUCUGCCUGUUGUCUGAAUGAAGCCCAGAAGAUAAAUAGUUUUGACAUCCUGAGACAUCCUUGAGCCCAACAUGGAUUUCUCUUAGUGUCAUAACGGAUGACUGUUGCCAGUCAUCUACAGCUGUAAUAUGACUAGCAAUCUGCGGCUAGUUCUUUGCGAUGGUGAAGCCAAGCCCCAUGGGUAUUUUGCUAAUUAUGCCGCUCUUACAAGAAAUGAUUCUGGGUAUCAGGCAAGCUGUAUUUAGGAUUAAAAUGUCGAAAGUGUUGACUUAAAUAGAAGGUUGACCAUGUCACUUGAUCCUUUAUUUAUUGUUUAAAUCCAGCAAAUAACAUGGGUUUGAUCUAGACUUGCCUUUUGCGUAUGGUGGUGCUCACCUCAUCUGGGGAAUGCUUUUGACCUGAGCUGUGUACACGCACAUUAUUUUCCCCAAAGAAUCCUGGGAAUCGUAUUCUAUUAGGGGUGCUAAAAAACUGUCCACAUUUCCCAGAAUUCUUUGUAGGAAAAUAAUGUACACAGCCCCAGCGGUGGGAUCCCAUUGGCUGUGUUUGCUGAUUCCCAACUCAGCCUCCAUUCCCCAGCACCACCUCCCACACUGUUCUAGAAGAUCUCCCCACCUUUCCAAUGGUGUGGGCUGUGACACUGGGGGGGGGGGCUGUGGUGAGAGGGAAGAAUAAGCAAAAGUUGCUUCCCACCCCUAGAUUUAACAGCAGCAAUGUUAACUGCACUUAAGGUAACUUCUACCUUUUUAAGCAGCUUUAAAAAAAGACUAAAAUAUGUUGAUUGCUGUUCAUUUGUAAAUAAGUUGCCAUAGACAUCUCCCAUAUGAUAAGUAAACCCUUUUAUCCAAGUGUUCGUCUUGUGCUGCAAGAGAGAAAUAAAAUUAUAUUUUCUGAACAUAGUUUAAGAGUAGUUCCUAUUAGCAGCUUGAAGCACAGAGAGGUCAUCACCCCCUGCUGUGUUUCAAGCUCUCUUUGCACAGUGCUGUUCACAUCAGAGAGAGAACAGGGAUCUCUUCCUCUGACAUGUGUGAUGUUUUUGGUUUCUCCCCUCCUGCAGCUUUCCCCCUCACCCCAAACUCCUAUUCCUGAGUCUGCUGUGCUCUUCUGUGUGAUGGCUGUCAGGGUAUGUUCUCAUUACUGCUUACUUUGCACCCAGUUUUCUUGUAAGAUGGAAGCUUUUUUAAGAAAAAGCUCCUUGAACAGCCAGUAUUUGUCAAGGAACUACAGGAUCAAUAUGUCAUGUGAAUGUGGCCUCAAAAACUAGUAGUGGGAGUGCACUGGAUGCAGAGUAAGAGGUAAUGAGAGUAUACCUAAGGUUUAUUGUUACGGGAGAAAAAUAACUUGCUCACUUAAGUAUCAGCAGUUUUCUUUCUGUACAUAGCCCUUCAUUACAUAUUUGUGGUAUAUUGGAAUAGGACUUCUCUUUCUUGAUUUUCUAAAGCUGAUCCUUGCAUUUCUGAAUUCUUCUGGCAGCUACUGAACACUUUGCUCUUCACCCUUUCUACAUUUCCCUUUCUUUCUUUCUUUCUUUCUUUCUUUCUUUCUUUCUUUCUUUCUUUCUUUUCUCUCCCUUUCCCUGCCUCCUUUCCCCCUUUUUCUUUCUCUUAAAGAAUUCUCCUUCAAGUUCUGACAGGAAAUGGACCUAUUUAAAUGUUCCAGAAGCAGAUGGUGACACUGUAAGUUCCCUCAUUUUUCUGAGAAACUCAAAAGUCUCCUUUUUGUUUUGUGCUGCUCUUUCCAUUUUCAUAGACAGUUAGCUUAAAUAACUAAAAAUAUUUUUGAUAAUUGAUACUAAUUACCUCAUUAAUUCAAAGAAACAAAUCCCCUUACCCUUACAUAUGAUGUGCGUGGUCGCAUAACAUCAUAACAUUAAAAAGAAAAUUUAUAUUUGUUUUCUAUAUUCAGUGGAUUUUAAGACAGGGGGCAGGGGGCAUAUUGGGGGAGGGGGACGGAAAUAAUAAUAGACUUUGGGGGGGAAAACACCUUUAAAAUGGGGAAUCUUUCAAUAGGUUUCAACUGCUACUCAUAACUAGAGUUAGCACUCAGUUUUUCAUAUUGCAUUAAUAUAACUACCAACCUAGCAGUUCGAAAGCAUACUGGUGCAAGUAGAUAAAUAGGUAUUGCUGUGGCGGGAAGGUAAAUGGAGUUUCCAUGCGCUCUGGUUUCCGUCACGGUGUUCCGUUGUGCCAGAAGAGGUUUAGUCAUGCUGGUCACAUGACCCAGAAAGCUGUCUGCAAACAAACACUGGCUCCCUUGGCCUGAAAGCGAGUUGAGUGCGCAACCCCAGAGUCACCUUUGACUGGACUUAACUGUCCAGGAGUACUUUACCUUUUACCUUUCAUAUUGCAUUAAUAUAUGAGUGGAAAGAAGUUGGCUGUUGUCUCCUGUUACGCUCAAAUCACAAACAUAAACUAAGUUCUUGAAGACCUGGAACUGAGUACUCCAUGACUGUCAAUCCAUAUGCUUGCUGGUUUUGCCUUAUAGAGUAGUCUUAAGACUUGCAGCAAAAUGGGUGAGGUAACAGCUGAAUCAGCACUUUUCAGUGAGCGCUGGCACUGCCAAGUAAUUUGCAUCAACACAGAAGGAUCCCAUGCCCCAGGUCAUAUGUAUUUGCAUGGAAUAAAAAUCUGAACUGGCCCUGAGGCCACUGGUUUUAUUCAUUUUUGAACUUCUUGUGUAGUAAAAUGAGGACUAAGGAGCUCUCCACUCAUCCAUGAGUUCACAGGGUGACCUUAGGCCACAACCUCAGCCUAACCUACCUCACCUCAUGGUUGUGAGGAUAAAAGGGAGCAGUUAGAAUAACUGUGUAAGCCACUAUGAGGUUCUUGAAGGAAGAACAGGAUAUAUAUGUAUCAAAUAACACUUGAAUAGCUGUUUUCCCAACAAUCUCAGUUAUAUUGGAAAGAAAAAGCAUUUCCUAUAUUGAAAUGCAUUAUGAACGUAGAGCACAACACAGUUUAUUAUGUAAGUCACUCUGUAGUAAAAUGCCAAAUUUGAUUAUUCUAGUUCUUCUUAGUCAGAUCUUCCAUGAAUAUAGGAGAGAAGCAAUUUUUGCAGAAUGAGUACCAUUCAAGAUACGGCUUUUAAAGAUGUGACUCAGCCUGAUGGACUAUUUCUCUCUCGCCUCUCUUUUCAGACCAGCAUCAAUAGUAUGACAAGUGUGUAUAGUGAAACGGGGGACUAUGGCAACGUGAAGAUCAGUGGUGAAAUUUGUCUCCAAAUUAACUACAGCUAUAAAACAGGAGCCCUCAACAUCUUGGUAAAAAAAUGCAGGAACUUGGCCAUAGCAGAUGAAAAGAAGCAGAAAACAGAUCCGUAAGCAAAGAAGAACCUUUUACAUAGUCUUGUGAUUCAGUCAUAUUUGCUUGUGAGACAGCAUGUAAGAAAACAUUAUACCCAGUUGCUUAGGAUUGCCACCUGGCAAGGAGGGCACCCAGUAGUCUUGCACAGGUUCUCAGUGUUUUGCAGAAGGUGCGAAAAGCAGAAGUCUCACUUUUAUCUUAUCCAAACCUCAGUGCAUCUGAUAUACUAAUACUGGGAGACUGAUGUAAGAGGUGGAGAGGUGAGCUGCAAACUGGAGAAGAUAAGAAGCAGUGGUCUUUCCUAGUCUAACAUUCUCAAAUCUGCAGUCAAAGUGAGACAAGGCUCUGGCUGAGUUCAUAUGAACUGGGAAGCCAUAAUUUCCCACUACCUGAAUGAACCGUGGUGAAUGUUGUACAUUCACUCCCCCCCCCCCAUGUGCUUCUGCUUUUCAGCUAGCAGUUGUCUACAAUAAUCAACUUUUGGGAGCUGUGGUUCGUUUAAAUUAUGGUUAGCCAGGAUAUGAAGAAAGGAUGAAGUUGUUUGCAAUUUUCAUGGCAUUUGAGAUCAGUUGGGAGUUGAGGGCAUAGUACUAACCAGUGCUCUUUUCUGGGGGGACCCAGGGGUACGCAUACCCCUAAACAUUUUGUGAAUCUGAUGGUGGCUUCAUUUCUUCUCCUGGUGAUUUUCUUCAGUCAAAAUGAGAGUACCCCUAAACAUUUUUUUUAAGGAAAAAAAAUCACUGGUACUAACUGAGUACGGUGGGAUAUAACUGUAUUUGAGCUGUACUGUUCAGACUGCAGGUGUGGACUCUUGAGGCUGCUUGUUAUUCCACAUAUCCAUGCGUAUGUAAAAUUGGCAUGUCAAUGAGCAGAGUAGUCUAAAACGCUUCUUGAGAUGCUCAUUUUAUGCAUGCAGGAUUUAUUUUGUUUUCAGUAGGGAGGAAUAUUCAGUCAUGUGAGCCAUCACUUUCAGUCAGAAGUACUCCUGCCUGAACACAGACUUACUAUCUCAGUGAGAGCUAGGCCUAAAUUGUUAUGCAUGACUGGGUGAAUAAACAUACAGUCCUUUCUCAUGCAUCACAAGCAACUUGGUUUGGAAUUAUAGUCAUGCUGUAAGAGUUUCUUGUCAGUGUGUGUAGCAUUAUAGCAUUUACUGGAUUCUGUUAAUGAUUUACUUCCCAAUCUACAGCUAUGUCAAAGCAUACUUAUUGCCGGACAAGUCUCGUCAAAGCAAACGGAAGACAAAAAUUAAAAGCAAUAGCACUAACCCUGAGUUCAAUGAAACACUGAAGGUGAGAACUGAGAGCCACUGAAAAUCUCCAUGUUCCCUUUAUGAUCAUGUGGUGGAUUGGAUACUUUGAGUAGCAAUGAAAAUUGUUUUUGUUUUGAGUUAAAACAGUUCCCUUAGGGGUUUUGUGAGAAGAGUAGUGGAACUUUUAGAAAGGGAAUUUCUCUUCUUAUUUAUGUAUUUAUUUAUAUACCACCUUAUAAUAAAAAUAUGGUACUGUUGUAUUUUUACAUGUCUGACAGUGCACUGUCAAAUGUGGACAAAUUUCUCGAUUCUUUCCCUGAAAAAUUUGCAAUGGGUGUUUUGGAUUGGUGCUAAAUCAAAAACCUAGCAUGGAAGUUAAGAGCAGAAGUUCAAUUUCCUAGCAUAUUUCUUUGUGACACUUUCAUGAAUAAGUAUAUUUCCCUUCCUGGUUUAUUGUUUUUGGCUAGAUCAUGCCUGCUCUUGGUUGCUUUCUAAUCCUAUAACUCCCUAGAGUCUCCAGGUGUACUCUGAAAUCUUCAGACUUUUGUUUAAGGGGGGGGGGGGGAGAAUCUGGUUUCAUGAUCUGAAGAAACCAUGAAAAUGCGAAGCCAGUGCAGAAGUUAAAAGUAACUAGAUUUCUAGAGAGUUCAGUAGUAUCUGUCAGUUCUCCUUCCUUUUUUUAAAUAGUAGACAAAGGGGAAAGGUUAAUUGUUUCCAGCAUCUACAUUCAUUGCUAUAUAGGGGGGGUGGGGAGUUGAAAGGGGUAUUUUAAGAAGCUCCAUCAGUGGUGGUUACUGUUUGAUAAUGAAAUAAUACAAGAAAUAAUACAAACUGGCAGCAGCAAGAAAGAAAAGGCUUGUAAGAGAACAAUUGUAUUUUAUGGAUCUCUUCCUAUUAAGAAUCUGCUCUGAUUGAUUUGGUCUGCCCUAGCAGAGGGGCUUUUUUUUCACUUCGCUGAAAUAAACUGCUGGCACCUUCCUGAAUUUAAAACUCCUAAGGCUUCUGUUACACUCCUGUAAUCUUCUUUUGGCCUCUUGUCCCUCUUUAGUAUGUCAUCAGCCAUACACAGCUUGAGACUCGGACCUUGCAGCUUUCUGUCUGGCAUUAUGACAGAUUUGGGCAUAACAGCUUUCUAGGAGAAGUGGAGAUACCCUUGGAUUCCUGGAACUUUGAACAUCAAGCUGAUGAAUGGUUCAUGCUUCAGCCCAAGGUGAGGAAUGCCAAUUGGCUUAAACUGAAGAUGGUUUCUAGGUUUCACGUAGGUGAGUUUGCAGCAACAAAAGGUGCUUUAUGAAUCACAGUUCAGGCUUACCUCCUCAGUGGAAACCAAUUUCUUGCAAACAGCAGGCCAUGGAAAUGAAGGACCUGAAAUCUCUGCAAUAUAAGCUCAUUCUCUUUAUUUACUGCUUUGUAAGAAGAUAAGCAAGGCUGUAUAUUGUCUCCCUGGUUAUUUAACUUAUAUGCAGAAUUCAUCAUGCGAAAGGCUGGACUGGAUGAAUCCCAAGCCGGAAUUACGAUCGCCAGAAGAAAUAUCAACAACCUCAGAUAUGCAGAUGACACAACCUUGAUGGCAGAAAGUGAGGAGGAAUUAAAGAACUGUUUAAUGAGGGUGAAAGAGGAGAGCGCAAAAUAUGGGCUGAAGCUCAACAUGAAAAAAACGAAGAUCAUGGCCACUGGUCCCAUCACAUCCUGGCAAAUAGAAGGGGAAGAAAUGGAGGCAGUGAGAGAUUUUACUUUCUUGGGCUCCAUGAUCACUGCAGAUGGUGACAGCAGUCACGAAAUUAAAAGACGCCUGCUCCUUGGCAGAAAGGCGAUGGCAAACCUAGACAGCAUCUUAAAAAGCAGAGACAUCACCUUGCCAACAAAGGUCCGUAUAGUUAAAGCCAUGGUUUUCCCAGUAGUGAUGUAUGGAAGUGAGAGCUGGACCAUCAAGAAGGCUGAUCACCGAAGAAUUGAUGCUUUUGAAUUAUGGUGCUGGAGGAGACUCUUGAGAGUCCCAUGGACUGCAAGAAGAUCAAACGUAUCCAUUCUUAAGGAAAUCAGCCCUGAGUGCUCACUGGAAGGACAGAUCGUGAAGUUGAGGCUCCAAUACUUUGGCCAUCUCAUGAGAAGAGAAGACUCCCUGGAAAAGACCCUGAUGUUGGGAAAGAUGGAGGGCACAAGGGGAAGGGGACGACAGAGGACGAGAUGGUUGGACAGUGUUCUCGAAGCUACAAACAUGAGCCUGACCAAACUGCAGGAGGCAGUGGAAGACAGGAGUGCCUGGCGUGCUCUGGUCCAUGGGGUCACAAAGAGUCGGACAUGACUAAACGACUAAACAACAACAACAAGAUAAGAAAAGUAUUGCUGAGUGAGAUGAAAGGACCCUCUGGACCAGCACCUUGUUGCCUACAGUGGCCAACCAGAUGUGCUCAAAAAGCCCACAAGCAGGACCAUGAAUGCAAUAGCACUCUGACCCUAGAGGUGGAAUGUAGCCUUCAUGGCUAAGUGAUUGAUAGACAUGGAAGAUAAGGCUAACUCUUGAGAUAGCUAAAUUGGAGGCCACCAUUGCACUCUGUACCAGUAGAGGGUAUAGUUUAAUUAUGUGCUGUGUAGAGAAGUACUCCAUUUUUGUCUGUCCUGAAUCUUCAACCAUUCAACUUCACUGAAUGACCUCAGGCCCUAUUAUUAUGAAAGAUUGUGGGGAAGUCUCCUUCUCAACUUUCUCUGCAGCGUGCAGUUUUACACACUUCUCAUUUAUGGAACUAGCCAUAAUCAGAGACAACUUAGAUGAACUUUAGGCCUAUCUAGUAAGGUUUCAGUUGUUGCAAGGAGGUAUGUGAACCAUGCUAUCACUGCAAGUUUGAGCACAGAAGAUUUCAUGAGCUACCUUUUCUGCAGCUCUUCCAAAACAAGUUGUCCUUGUCUCAGCAGCUUAAUGGGUCCCUGGUUAUUUAGAUCUGACCAGCUCUGUAUUAGGUUAAGGAAGUAUUACUUUCCUCUAUUUGCAUGUACUUUCUUCCGCUUACCACACACAUGUAACACAAACAGGGAAGGAACAUUCCAAUAACUUCUGUUUUGCUUCACCUUUUCAGAUGGAAGUUGUAGCUGAUACAGGUCUUCAGUACAAAGGAGAGUUGAUAGUUGUCUUACGGUAUAUCCCCCCUGAGAGGAAUUUAACACUUCCCCUAGGAGAAAUUCAAGGUAAAUAUAGAUGGGAGCAUCCAGCAUUCUCUGGAUGAUUUGAAAUUUGUCAUCUUGUGCAGACAUAAAACUGCUAGGCUGUAGAAUAUGGAAUUACCUACUGUUCAAUUACUUACCAAUCUCUGAAGGAAUUUCUAGCUACACGUUUUUAAUUUUCUGAAGUACUGAGCCCCAACAAUAAACCUUUGGGAGCAAGUAGGAUGUGUCAGCUUUCCUAAACGAGUGUAACUGAUUGUUAGCUGUCAAUUCCUCAGCCUUUUGUUACAAUUUGAUUUUUGGCUCUUCUUGGCUAAGGAGGUUUAGCAUUUUCAUUGUACAGUACACAUAAUACUACAGACACAUGUUAAACAUGUCUGUAGGAGACAGGUAUCACCUUCUCUAUAAAGGGGAAAAAUAUGCAUUUCUUCUUCUUUUUUUUACAUGAUCUGCUUCUAUAUUCAUGCAGCCAAGAGGUGCAACCCACAUUAUUAUAUCCUGGUUUUGCUCCAGUUCACCACCACCCCAUAAAUGUUUGUGGCCUAUUAAUUGAAGAAUAAUCUGUCAUGCAGUUUGGUCAGGGCAGAGAUUUAGUGUUCUUGAUUAUCUUUGUCCAUCCCUUUAUUAUCAGUCCUUUAAAUGUGAGGUAUCACACUUGUAGACACAUUUACCUUGUCAAUGACAUCUUCUAUUUUACUUUAAUAGAAGCUAAAUAUGGCUACUUGGUUUAUUUGAUAAACUGCAUCAUAUUUAUCUAGGCAUGUUUGGGUCUGUAGGUCUUUUUAUUCAGAUUUAUGACCUGAUGCAGGAGAUGGAAGGAUGAACAAAGAUUUGUCUUGAUGUAUGUAAUGCUGAGAGAUGAGUUAUUGAGUUAAGUAAGACUUUUAGAUGAGAAAUAUGAAUGCAUGGUGUGCAAGUUAUUUUCUGCUUAGGAAGGCUAAUAUGGUUGUUUGGGUGAGCCAUAGGGAUAAGUGUGAAGUUUCUAAUCUGGGAUGGCAGUGGGUUAUCUAAAAUACUGAAGUGUGUUUUUAUACACACGCUCUUUAAGCUGGGUAAAGAGGUUUCACCCCAUUGGUUUAUUUUUAAAAUAGGAAAGAAGAACUCUAAGAAGGAAAAGAAGGCAAACCCACAACUGCCGCCAGGAGGCAUAUUAGAAGUUGUCAUCAAGGAAGCCAAGAACUUAACAGCUGUGAAGUCAGGAGGCACUUCUGACACGUUUGUGAAAGGGUAUUCCCCCCCCCCUCCUUAGCAUGCUUGUGGAUGUUGAAUGUUUCUGCACAGAAUCUGACAUUUUUAUUCAACAAUAUACUUUUAAUUUCUCUCUCUGUGUGUGUGUGUCUGUGUGUGGAAUAAACACAAGUCUUGCUCCUUGACGUCCUUCCUGCCGCUUUUCAAUACUUUACGUAGAGAAAUUAUUGAGUGUUCACAUCAUACAUUGGGGAAACACCAUUGUGACUAAUGCUCUGAAUAAUUUGGGGUGGGGCUGAUGUCAUACUUCCAUUUGCAGUGGAUGACAUGGGGUACAAAAUGGAUAUUUGGAGGAACCCACUGCUUACGUCAUAUGAGAACUCUGCAUUUGCUCUUACCCUUGCUUCCUGUUCAGUUACCAAUUACUGAUGCUGAUGUCCCACUGUUUUAUCCCCUGGUGUUGCACUGACUUCUUUCCAAACCUCUACUAAUGAGUAUGGUUUUAUUACUGUUGCAUAUUUUUGAUAAAAGCUCAGCAAUUCCACAAUUUCCUUUUUAUUGUCACUUGGGCUAGACACCCUGGGUGGUAUUUAACUAACUUUUAUUCUGAGCAGACCCAUUGAAGCUAAUGGAUCUAACUUGAAUCAUAUUCAUUGAUUUCAUUGCAUCUACAGUGGUACCUUGGAUUACAACCAUAAUCCGUUCUGGAGGUCCGGUUGUAAACCAAAACAGGUUGUAACCCAAGGCACGCUUUCGCCAAUGGGGCCUCCCCCCCAAAAUUGGUUGUAAUCCAAAAAAAGUGACACACACUUCCGGGUUUGAUGUGGUUGUAAUCCAAAGCGGUUGCAAACCAAGGUACCACUAUACUCUGAGUAGAACUUAGUUGACUAAUACCCAAAGGUAAGUCCUGACUUCAUGUCUACACAAGGGAAAGAGGAUGGGGGUGGAGGAGGAAUAAAGAAUGCUUGGGAACCAGCUCCUAAAGCUACACUCAUUAAAACCUGGUCAUUUAAAUUACAGUGGAACCUCGUGUUACGUACUGCCCUCCUUGUGAAUGCCUCGGGUUAUGAGCUCCGCUAACCCGGAAGUAGAUGCUCCCGGUUGCAAACUUUGCCCCGGGAUGCAAGCGGAAGUGGCGCACUGGCAACACGGCAGUGAGAGGCGCCAUUAGCGAAAGCGUGCCUCAUGUUACGAGCAGGUUCGACCUCCAGAACAAAUUAAGUUUUUAACCGGAGGUACCACUGUAGUGAGUCUCUCUUGUCAUUUAGAUUGCUUGUGUCAUGAAAACCAAACCCAUAACGUCUUACUGCUGUCUAACUCUUUUCUCUCCCUUAGGUACCUGCUUCCUGACAACAACAAGGCAUCUAAGCACAAAACCCAAGUAAUAAAAAAGACCGUGAAUCCCCACUGGAACCAUACUUUCACUUUUAGUGGCUUGAAUCCUAGAGAUAUACAGAACGUCUGCGUAGAACUCACUGUCUGGGACAAAGAGUCCCUUGCCAGCAAUAUCUUCCUGGGAGGCGUUCGCCUGAGUCGUGGAGGAGGUAAGAGUAGUGAUUUGAUUAGACAGGCGACGUCUCUUGCCUCCUUUUGGUGGGUGGGGAACUAUUUGGACAGACAUCAAAAGGGCACGGAGGAAUCAACAGGUUUUUGUCACGUUUUCAUUUCUAGUGUGCGUCAGCUUCCCCCUCCCCAAGAACUCUGCCUGGCCUUCUCUUCCAACCUUUAAGUGGACUUAAAGACUUUAUCCCAACAGGCUUACUGAUUUUAUUACAGGCCCCAAGUAUAAUUUAAUAUGAUACUAUUUUUUAAAAUGUUGCAGUGCUUUGGGGCACCCCCAAAAUGGAGGUCAACCAAUUUCCCCCCCUAGUUGUCCAGUGCUUUACAUUUUAGCUAUAUGAACCACAGCCCUAAAUUUAAAUAGAGCACUUUGUCUGAUUCUUUAGAUGUUGCAUAUAUAUAGGUUAAACAACAUUUCAUUCGUUGUUUAAAGCUCAUUUGUUGUUUUUACCAUUAAUUUUAAAAGUGGGAAUUCAAGACAUGGAGCACUCCAGCCUUAAAAUGCACCUGCUCCAUUUUCAUAUCCAUUAAAUUUAUUUUAAAAGUAACUUAGUUUUGGGUCUUUUGUGUUUUUUUACUCUUCUCUUCCUUUAGACUUAAUCUAACCACAUUCUUUAAUAGUUUAGGGUUUAGUUUUUCCCCUACAUGAAAAGGAAAAUAGAUUUCAGAGCUAUAGGACAGAAUACAUUGGGCAUUUAUUUAUUUAAAAAAUCAAUAUAUUUCUCCGAAGGUGACAAAUGCGCUGACCUUUGCCAUGUUUUGCAAUUUCCAGGUUUCAGUAACGGCAAAGAAGUUGACUGGAUGGAUUCUCAAGGAGAGGAGCAACUUCUCUGGCAAAGAAUGAUUGAUUGUCCUGGGGAUUCUGUGGAAGGUGUAUUAAUGCUGAGAUCUAGCAUGGGAAAGCGCAGACUCUGAGAGGGGCUAUGCGUAGGCACAGAAAUAACUCCAGGUAUUUCGCUUGUACAAUUAAUUACAGGGUGGUAUGAUGAAAGCCGACCUGCCAUGGAGCAGCUCCUGGUGUAAUUUGCACAUGUAAAAUAGGGAAAACAAGGACUUUCGGUCAACUUGGACUUUCAACUCUCUUGAAACGGAUUAUAAAUGCAUUCAGCACUUUCCUGCGAUUCUUAUCAUUGUGUUUCCUACUGUGACUGAGUGGAUGGAUUAAGUUCUUUUAAAAUUUUCUACAUAACCCUAGUUCAAGCAGCUCCUGUAGAUUGUUAUUAUUUCAAGACAUGGUUGCGUUUUCACAGGAGAAAUGUGAUUAGUAGGCCCAAAAGUGCUUUGUGAUACUGUGUAGGCCAAUUCAGUUCAAGCCCAUUUCAAGUAAGUGUAAUGGUUGGAAGAUGCAAAGGGGAUGGGUGUCAGAUUGCAGACAAGCUGCAACAAUAAUUAGUUCCAUCUACUUUCCCUUCCAAGUUCUGCAUGUUCAUAUUCUUGAAUGGUUCCCAGAAGUGGCUUUGAUAAUAAGCAGUUAAGGAAUCCCUACUUCCUCACUCAGAAGCGGAAUGGCUAUUUGGGGGGUGGGGGGUGGUUUAGAGACCAGGAGAAUUUGCUGACAUAAACAUUUCAAGAGUCCCCACAAAACUCAGUGGUUGUGCCACUGUCCAACCAGGACACUCAUAACAAUUGGACAGAAGAAAUUGCCAUUAAGGGUUGCAUCCAGUGCUGCUAUUCUGCUAGUGCAGCAGGCCUCCACUUACGCAACGUAACUUUUCCUCCCCCUACAGUCUAAAAAUCUGCUCCAGAGAGUUGGAAGAUUCUACAGAGUAGAUUUUGAGGGGGUGUGGGGAGAGGAGAGGAAGUCUCAUUGUGCUGGCAAAACUGGAUACCACCCUACGUUUCUACAUAUAACCAAGUUAAUUAUUCCCAGGACUUUGACACCUUCAGAGCAAAAUAAUUAAUGAACAUUCCUAAGUUAGUUGAAAGCUAUCAAGCAGAUAAUCAAAUCUGUGCCCUAAAACAGGGUUGUUAGUGCCUACUAAACUUUUUAAAAAUAGCCUGUACCAAGUAACUGCACUGCACUAAGAUUUAAGCUGUUUGCUGCUAAUAUAUUUAACUUAAACCUCCUUCCCUGUUGUAAGGAAUUGAAUGAUCAAUUAUUCCCCUUUACCCCAAACCCCCUUUAAGCACUUGAAAACUGUAAUAUUAAUAUCCAUCACCACCCUCAUCCCUUUCCUCAAGUUGUGCAUACCUACUACUUUCAGCUUUUUGUUAUUGUAUUGUAUUUGUUUUCUAAGUCAGGGGUGGCUAGGCUAACCUGAGAUCCUCCAAUCAGCUGUAACCCAACUCAUGCCAUUCCUGACUACUGGCCGUGCUGGCUGGGGCUGAUGGGAAUUGAAGUCCAAACAUCUGGAAGGUCAUAUGUUAGCCACGCCUGAUACAGGCCUUAAAGUACAUUAGUCAGAGUAGGAUGUGAAGCAGAAUUGAAGUACAGCCUUGACGAUAUAUUUCUUCUUCUUUCAUAAAGCUCUGGUUCAGUCCAAAGAUGUGGUGCAUUAAUCCUGCUGUGAACCGUUCACCACCCAACUCCUCAGUCACUGGAACUCAAAUGGCACAUAGUCAGUGCUCCUGCUGAGUAGCUUCAGGCAGUACAUUGCGCUGAAGAAUUCAAAGGGUGCAAUGCUGUGCCUUUUCCAUUUUAAUUUGGCUGAAGGAGAAUAGGAGCAUUCAAUUUGAAGAACUGCAUUGGAAGUGCACUUUGACUUGUAGUCUACUUUGGUUUGCUUUCUUUUGAAGAUAACUGUGAAUACUGUGCCACUAAAGCAAAUAGCAGAGCAGUGAGCAAUAGGAUCUUCACACUGUCGGGAGGCCCCAACUGCUGUAUUAGUUAUUGGUGAUGCAUGUCAGCUUUUGCCACAGAAGCAACCUAUGUAAUUGUGAACCAUACUUCUGGCAGGGAGGGUGGCUCUCAAAUGGUGUCCAUGGCAGCACAACCAUUUCAAAUAAACAUAGGCUCUUGGGUGAGGGCCAUAUGUCUCUGUGGCUCUUGCCAGAUGUACUGCCCAAGUCAUUAUUUGUACCACUAAAGCGAAAGCUGAGCCCUGAAGUGCAAGCCCUGUCAUCUGAGAGUUAGGAUGUCAUUGACUUUGGUGGAAUUUAUGAACAUAGGAAGCUCUCUUAAGAGUCAGACCACUGGUCCAUCUAGCUCUCUGCUGAUAACUUUACCCAGCAGCAGUUCUCCAGUGUCUUAAAAGGACCAUCUUUCCCACAGUAAAACAAUAAUAAUUAUGUUUAGAAAUGUGAGAGACCUUUUGCAUGUAGAGCAAUAUACUCAAAUACUGAGUUACGGGGACACACACAUGGUAAAUUUCUGUUUACCGAGACUUUCAAUUACACAUUCUUAACGAAAUCAAGCUCCCACUUAUUUGUUGUUGCUUUUAAAAAAAACCAACACUGGCUUUUGCACCAAAAGAAGUACUGUACUCCAACUAGAUGUGCAUAGACUUUUUUGCACUUCAGUAACUAAAGUUAAAAAAAAUAAUCCUUUGGCUUUGUGGCAUGGUAUACAUACAUAGAGGAAGAUUUUUAAAAAUAUAUUAAAAAUGGCUGAAACGCAGCAUGUGAAUCAGACCUCAUUUAAGUCUUAGUGGGUGAAGAGAUGAGGCACAGCAGUGAUUCAGAAGAAGCACACCAAGUCCAUUUCUGUGUUCAAAAAUCACUUUUUCCAUUUGAAAACUGCAGUCAUUGCUAUAAAAUGGUAUCGAUACUAGGUGAAACUGGAUACUGUAAAUACCAACAGCAACCCAAAAAGCUAGGUUUGUGGCUGGUGCAUGAAUGGACAAAAUGAAGUGUGGCGAUCUGUUUUCCAUUUAACCAUUUUGUAUCCCACAGGGUAGAGAUGAAUUCAGUAGAGCAGGUAUGGUGGCAGCUUUCAAACUUUUCCUGUCUCUUCAUAUUGCCCCGCAACCGGAUCAUAGAAUCUCAUAACAGUAUUGUUACAAUUUCUUUCUCUCUCUUUUUUGCAUUUAACUACACCAGUUUUGUAAUUUCCCAGCUUAUAGAUAGAUGUGAAUAGCAUUUUAAAGACCCAAAGUCAGAAAGUACAAAAAACAACCAGACUUCCACUUUUCAAAUCUGAGAACCUCCCAAAAUUCACAAAUUUCAUCUGUCUUAACACCACCCAAAAAAAGGUCUCUUUAGUUGAGACACACAGUUUGUUUGCUAAACACAGGUCUCACACUCUGCUGUGUUUCACAUGCACCUACUGGGUUUCCUGGCAAUGGUGUGGAUACUUGGAUAUAAAAAUAGUAGAUCCUCUAAAAAAAUCAGGAUCAGGGGUUGCUAAUCUGUGGUCUUGCAGAUGCUGCUGGAUACCAGCUCCUCCCCAUCUCUAUCACCCAUUCUGGCUGCAGCUCAUGGGAGUCCAACAGACUUUCAAGUGCCAAAUGGUGGUCACCCCUUGCUCUAAGUGAAGAUGUUUUCUUCUGUAACUUUACCAGACAAUGCUGUUCGGUCUGCACCAAAAGUCCAUGGGGCUACUGCCUUCUGACUGGCACAAGUAAUGUUCUCUCUAGCACACCAUGGAAUAACCACCUCAUACCACCAGGCUCCAACUUUUAAGAAGACAAUGGGGUUGAUUCAUUCCCCUGCUUGAACCUUAAGAGGUUGACUAGCACAACUCAACUGUGGCAAUAAAUUAUGCUAACUGUUUGCUUUAACUACUGUCCUGUAGAAUUUUAUCCUGCUAGUCUUCAGAUGGCUUUGGCAGCGUGUUAAAAACAUCCAUGUAAGUUAGAUUAUUAUUAUUUCAUCAGCAAAAAUGCUUUGUUGUGUGCAAUGUCUUUCUAAUGUAUUUUUUCCUGUUGUCUCAUUUGGAACAAUUAUGUUGCGCAUGAACUGUAUUAUGUUAAACCCUACCAAAAGUCAGCCAGAAACCCCCCCCCCCAUGCAGGCUUGCUUUAGUGUACAUUCCUAUGUAUUUAUACAGACUUAUGGAUUGUGGGGUGGGGAAAGACUGGCUUUAUUUGCAGUUAGUGUAAAAGAUCUUAUUUUUGUGUGCAAUUAAAAUAUUUCACCAUGUUAAAAUUCC